Molecule: messenger RNA, 52822 nt
Organism: Vicia villosa (hairy vetch)
Lineage: Eukaryota; Viridiplantae; Streptophyta; Magnoliopsida; Fabales; Fabaceae
Exons: 4
Coding region: 41776-43989 (737 amino acids)
Source: RefSeq, a predicted model, not a curated record
CUUUUAUUCAUUUAGAAUUAGAAAUUUCAUCUCAACGUUUAAAUAAAGUUAUCUCCCCUCCCUUCCUUUUCAGUCAACACGCGCCAGAGAAAAAAGAACCCUCCUAAACCCUAUCUCACAGCUGCGGACCACCUCUUUCCCUCAACCUCCGGCCACCACGACCUCCGUCAUAGAAACAAAUGUCAUUUCCGUGCUCUCUAUUACAUCUCCUUUCUAAGGAAUCGAAGGAAUGUUCUUUGUUUCAGUGUUCAACGGAGGAUUCCGCUUUCACGUAACGACUUUCAUUUGUUUCCACUUCCAUCAUUCAACAGAACCGAGUUUACAUCUUCUGGAUCCGUUUGACCGCUGAGAAACGGCGAGAAAGUCAAGGUUGCUUUUGUGAUGGUUUUCAAUGGAGACACCCUCAGAUCUUAGGUUAUCUAUCCCUGCGGAAUGCAAACUUUGGACCGAGUUGUUGUGGAAUCUACACGAUCUGAAAGAGUUGAAGUGAUUUUUACCUUCACGGGACCUUUUUUGGUGACUUUAAGAAGAUCUGAGAUGGAUGUCUCAAGAAAUGCGUGGUUAUGUUGAAGCUGUUCUUAACAGCCUUGCUGCCAAUGUUACCAAGUUUUGGAUGAGCAGGUAGCUGUUAUUUGCUAAGUGGAGAAAGCUAAAGACAACAUGCAUUGCUUGAUCAGUUAUAUAGAGUUCGAUCAGGUAUUUCCUUGAAAGUCCUUGAUGGUUAAUUCCAAGGCAUUGAGAUAAGGAUUUUACCCGAAAACAGCCGUUACUCUGCCUGAUUUUCGACAGAAUUUUAAUGUGCUUAAUGCAAAAUGGUGCUAAGAUAAUAAGUUCAUCUGGAUCCCCAAGUGAUAAUGUUGGUUUAGUAUUGAUAUUCCAAAUGAUGGGAAAUCUACCUUGACUCAUAAUGUCAAGUGUUGGCUUCUUCUUCGGUUAGACCGUUCUUUUCCUUAGCUUUUAUUUUACGCAAUAGGAUAGCCUCUUCAUCUCCUCCCAUUCUUAAAUUUUCAAAAUCUUCUCCCUUUUUCAAAAACCUUCUUAUGUUUGCAAUCUUUUCGAAACCUUUUUCUUAAAAAAUAUCUUUUGCCUUCAAUGGCCUUUUUCUUCAAAAAGUUUAGACACUAUUAAUUGUCGAAAUGAGUGGUUAUACCCCACGAUUUUGAAAUUGAUUGAUAUAAUGAGAUCUUUUCCGCGUGAGAGAGCUAGUGGCAUACUCGUCGAUUUUAUCCGAGUUGGAGCCCUUCUUUCAUUUGCGAUGCAAAGAACUCAUUUGUUCUCAUGCUCAAGAUCAAUGGCUGUGUAUUUCUCUCCAACGACGAUAAAGUGUUUAUUCGUUUUAAAAAACGUUUUUCCCUUUAAGCGGAACUACAUUAGCUCUGACUUCUCCAUUGCACCGAGGAGGUAUGUAGGCACAAAGCUUAACGCUUUGCCGAGCUUAUUUUAAAAAUAAAACAAACCCUUUUUUAGCACACACACAACACAGAUUUUCAAAAAGGUUCCUGUGGAAUACCACAGAUAUGAGGGGUGCUUUAAACCUUCCCCUUGUAUAAUCAACACCCGAACCUGAGUUCUCUUCCUUGUUUUAAAAACAAAACUUUGGGUUUUUCGUUCUUUUCCCUUUUCCUUUGAAAAAAUAAAGCGCGGUGGCGAUUUCAAAAGAAAUAUUGAUUCGAGUCAAUCCUAUGGCUUCGAUAUCAGAUUUUCCCCGCUACAGCUGGGACUCUGAUUUUCCUCACGAGGUGGCUCAAACCUACAGAUCCCUUAGGCUUCUUUUUCUUCUUGGCCAUCAGGGCUUUCGGUUCCUCUUGCCCUUUUGCUAGCUCUAGAAUUGCUAACUGAACUUGGGCGCUCUGUGCCUCGAGAUUCUUGAUGCUUGCUUCGGAAUCCAUCCCUUCUAACUGAAAUAAACAGCGAGAAGAUGAGAAACCCGUUAUGUGAACCUGUUAUGAAAUGUUUAGGAAUGAGAUGCAUAUGCAAUGUUUUCAACGAUCUUAGAAUUUAGAUUCGUUUAAACAAAAGAGAAACAAACGUUUAUUAGCCAAACAUUUUAUUUCUUUUCUCUUUUCCUGUUCUCUUUUUUCUUUUUUUUCUUGCCUCUUUCGGGCUUACAAGAUAAAGCAAAUAAAAGAAAAUAAAAGAUUCUUCAAGCCUCCCAUGGACGCUUUCUCUUUGCACCCAGGAACGUGUUGAUCUGCUGUUCUCCAUGGAGUUGUUUGGUGAGCUCCAACACUUUACUUUUAUAGUCCUGACAAUGUGCUUUGAAGGUGUCCCUUUCUUCUUUUAGUUUAACCCAAGAUUUCUGCAGUUCUUCCAGGUCAGUCGGCAUAUCCGGAUGUAGAAUAACUCGAGGUUCCUCCCCUUCGACUUCUGGCUCAAUGGUCACAGGUAGGAUAGCGGGAUAUGGCAUGAUGAACUUCUGAGCACGAGCACACACCCAUUUGAGGUAAGGCUCCAUGGGAAUAGAAUUCCAUUGUCCUAAAGACUUGCUUUCUACUUUGUAGACACUGUCCCAAACAUGUAUAAACCUUUGUCGAUAUCCUUGGGAAUCAUCUUCGUAAUUGAACAUAAUGCUGUGGAUGAUCAUGUCGUGAGGACCAUUUCUUCGUGCAUAUCCAAAUUGGCGCAAACCUUUGUAGGUGAUGCCUCCCCUAAUGCGAAGGAGCGGCACAUUAGGGUACUCCCUACAAUGGUCAAUAAGAGUGAUGUCUUCUUGAAAGAAGUUGUUCCACCGGAUAUCUGAAUGAGAUAAGGACAUAAUUCUGUGAGACCAUUGCAUCUUUUGCUCGUUUUUCAACACCGAUCGGGGAAGGUAAACCAUCUAGCCAGUAGUGGUACACAACACAUAAGAGUCCCUCGCUUUUUCAUGGUACGAGUGUAUAGAGAAUGUAGAAUGUCUCCCAGCAAAGUAGGUACCGGAUUGCGGGUUAAGAAAAUGUUGAUAGCGUGCACGCCUAUGAAUUGGUCGGGAUUAGGGAAUAACACCAACCCAUAUAUCAAAAGAGCCACGACUUCUUCAAAAGCUUGGUAAUUCGUAUCCUUCAGUAAUGAUCGAGCCUUUCCCAUUAAGAAUUGAUCUUGAAUAGGUAACCCAUUCAGUUCAUAGAAUUCCUCCAAGGUGGGUACUAGCUGGUAAUCGGGAAAUGUAAAACAAUGAUGUUUGGGAUCAAAGAAAUGGAACAGGACCCGUAUCAUGUCUUCUUCAAAUUUUGAGGUAACCAAAUGGAGUAGGUGACCAUGCUUCUCGGUGAAUUGAGCAUUUCUGGGAAAUUCGGAUAUUAAUUCCUUAAGUUCAGAUGGUACUGUUGAGAUGUUGAUCCGGAUGUAAUUUCUGGUAGCAGGAGCCAUUACCUACAACAACAGAACAAAAGUAAACUCUUCGGUCCUUGAAAUGAUUAGUGAAAAAUGAUAUGCUUAUGAUGUCUAUGAUGUUAUGAAGGCUUAGGUUUAAAGGCUUGCACGAGGUUCAUAGGUGAUACCCUCCCCACUGAAGUUUAGUUUGUUUAAACAUGUCUUAGAAUGGUAUUCGGGUUCUAUGAUCCUUGGAGACAACAUCUCAAAACGGCACUCGGACGGCCGAUCAAAACAUUCCUCAAGGAAACCAACUUCGAUCAAUUUCAAAGCCAGUCACUUAAUAGGUCACAAGUCAAGUUCAACUAAAGGUUCUAAGGCAAAUUAGUGCUUGAUGACAUUUCGGAAGCCUCACUUGUUGGAAGAAAAUGACUGGACUGAUUGGUGCCUUUCAGACUUUGAUGUGUUGAACCUUGAAUGUGAAUCAGUAGUCAAAUGGGACAUAGUCGUACGCUUUAUUCCCUAACUUUUGCCUAGGCCGCCUUUUCAGGUUUUCAGCCUACCGAGAUAAUUUGUAUAUAUUUUUUAGUCUCUAAUUUUUGCCUGGAUCGCCCUUUCAGGUUUUCAAUCCACCGAGACGCCUAUUUUUUGCCUAAGUCGCCCUCUCGGGUUUUCAACUUAGCGAUCUUUUAUUUCUUUAAGCGAAUUAACUUUUGACUAUGUCCGCAUUCACAGGGUGUGGGAAAUCCUCGCCAUCCAUAAUGGUAAGCAACAUGGCUCCGCCGGAGAAUACUUUCUUGAUUACAAAUGGUCCCUCAUAAGUGGGAGUCCACUUGCCCCUGGGAUCACCCUGUGGUAAGAUGAUACGUUUGACAACCAAAUCACCGGUUUGAUAUGCCUGACUUUUGACUUUUCUGUUGAAAGCUUUGAUCAUACAUUUCUGGUACAACUGACCAUGACAAAUAGCCGUAAGCCUCUUCUCAUCAAUCAAGUUUAUCUGGUCCAAUUGAGUCUGAAUCCAAUCGUCUUCGUCUAGAUCGGCUUCUUUCAUAAUCCUUAGGGAAGGAAUCUGAAUUUCAAUUGGAAGAACUGCCUCCAUACCAUAGACUAAGGAAAUGGAGUUGCCCCUGUUGAGGUACGUGUUGAAGUGCGAUAACCGUGAAGAGAAAAAGGUAACAUCUCAUGCCAGUCUUUGUAGGUUAUUGUCAUCUUCUGUAUGAUCUUCUUGAUGUUCUUGUUGGCAGCUUCCAUGGCACCAUUCAUCUUUGGUCGAUAUGGAGAGGAAUUAUGAUGUUUAAUCUUGAACUGCGUGCAGAGUUCAGUAAUCAUCCUGUUGUUUAAAUUGGUGCCAUUGUCGGUGAUGAUCCUUUCAGGGAUGCCAUACCGACAAAUGAGACUGUUCUUGAUAAACCGGGCCACAACAUUCUUGGUGACAGAAGCAAACGAGGCUGCCUCUACCCAUUUGGUGAAGUAAUCAAUAGUAACCAGGAUAAAACGAUGUCCGUUGGAAGCCGUAGGCUUGAUUUCUCCAAUCAUAUCGAUGCCCCACAUUACAAAAGGCCAUGGAGCCGUCAGAACGUUUAAUGGGACUAGAGGUAUAUGUACUUUGUUGGCGUAUAUUUGGCAUUUGUGACAAGUUCUAGAGUGAUGAUGGCAGUCUGUCUCCAUGGUAGACCAGUAGUAUCCUGCUCUCAAAAUCUUUUUAGCCAUUAUAUGUCCACUUGAAUGAGUACCAAAGGUACCGUCGUGUAUAUCUUCCAUAAUCUGUUCCGCUUCCUUCUUGUUCACACAACGAAGCAAAGUCGAGUCAUGAUUGCGUUUGUACAGGGUUCCAUUACUUAGAAAGAAUUUGGCAGCAAAUCUUCUUAGAAACUUUCUGUCAUUAAUGGAUGCCCCUUCAAGAUACUCCUGAGCUUCGAGAUAUCUUUUUACUUCAUGGAACCAUGGUUUUUCUUCCACUCCUUCGGUAUUGAUCUCGUUGCAAUAGGCUGGUUCAUCCUGUCUGUAAAUGGUGAUCAUAGGCGCCUCAUUGUCCCACCUGACUUUGAACAUAGAUUACAUUGUAGCUAAAGCAUCAGCCAGUUGAUUUUCUUCGCGCAGGAUAUGCUCAAAAGUGAUUUCUUCGAAGUAAGGAAUCAAACUCAGCACAUGUUCUUUGUAAGGAAUUAAAUUCGGGUGCUUUGUGUCCCAUUCUCCUUUAACUUGAUAAAUUACAAGGGCAGAGUCCUCGUAUACCUCUAGGAACUUGAUUCUCAGAUCGAUUGCAGCUCUGAGACCCAAAAUACAUGCUUCGUACUCGGCUAUAUUGUUAGUGCAGUCGAAGCAUAGUCUGGCAGUGAAUGGUGUAUGUCCUCCUGCGGGAGAAAUGAUUACAGCUCCGAUGCCAUUGCCAAGCGCAUUAGAGGCUCCAUCAAAAACCAUAGUCCAUCGGGACCCUGGCUCGGGUCCUUCCUCCGGUCCGGGUUGUUCGUAGUCAGUAACUAGCAUAAUAUCUUCAUCUGGGAAGUCAAAGUUCAACGCUUGAUAAUCAUCCACUGCUUGAUGAGCCAGAUGAUCAUCUACCACACUUCCUUUGAUCGCCUUUUGCGAAGUGUACUGGAUGUCAUAUUCUGUCAAGAUCAUUUGCCAUCUUGCUAUUCUUCCAGAGAGAGCAGAUUUUUCGAACACAUAUUUGAUAGGAUCCAUUUUGGAGAUCAACAAAGUGGUAUGGUUUAGCAUAUACUGUCUUAGUCGGCGAGCCGCCCAUGCCAAGGCACAACAAGUUUUCUGGAAGAAAUGAAUCCACAAUUUUUUAUCCGCCGUAUGAGGUUGUAUCUUUCUCACAUAGGACCUUAGAUGCAGCUGUGGGCAAGAUACUCCAUCAUACUUUGCAAAGAUAGGAACUUUGAACUUUGGAGGGAUAACAACCCCUGAGACGAGUCCAAGAUCGUUGAAGUCUAAACCAGGUAUUUUCUGUAUCUCCAUAGCUUUCAUGCGUUCUUCCAACUGCUAGUGAUUGUUAUCACCAUGUUCGUCUUCGGAAUGAUAAUCUUCUUCGUUAGAAGAGAGAGAGAGGGUUUGGCAGAACCCUGGUUGCUGUGAUUGUCUUCUUGAUCACCUUCACCGACUACUUCAGGGAUUGGCGCCAUUUUGGACCUCCUGGCUGGUGUCAUACCCCAAUUUUUGACCCUAAGAUCAUACAUCAAUUGCAUUCAAUCAUCAAUCAAAAGCACCAUUGUGAGGCUUUGUCUUUGAUACUGUGAUUAUCUCUGAGGGGAAUCAUUAAGCACUUUUAGAUUUUUAUUUGUUUAGUGCUAACCAAAAAUCAAAAAAAUAUGUGUUUUGUCUCUUUUGUUUAUAUUUUACAGGUGAAAGAUCGGGCAAAAGUCAAAACAGUGCAAGAAAACAAUUUUUGAAAAUUUGAAGGUGGAAAUCGAUUUACCCCUGUGGGAAAUCGAUUUCCUGUGCGCAAAAUUCAAAAAAAUAUAAGGAGGGAAGCUUGACAUCAUUUUGGCACCUUUUUAUUUGAUCAUUUUACCAAUUUUCCACCUCAUCAAAAUUAACUCCUUCAUUAAACCCCCUUAAAUAUCAUUUUACCAUUUAAAUCCCACUUUAAUUACCAAUUAACCACAAAUUAAUUACCAAACACAAAAAGACCAAUUUGCCAGUACUCUUGCUCCAAUUCUAUAAAUAGAGACCUCUACUCUCUCAUUUCUCAAGCUUUGAGAGCCAAAAAACCCCUUGCAAUUUCUCUCCUCAUCCCUACCAAAUUCACCAAAGCUCUUUAUUCUUUCAUAAAGUUUGUGAGUCACACCUUGAACCUCACAAACUUUGAGCUAAACCACCAUCCAUUUCACUCUUUUUUCUUCAAUUGUUGAGAGAUCAAGAUUUGUGUUGGUGAUUGUUGAAGUGGAUCUAAGUUUUGUUCAAGAAUUGGUAAUUUUCAUCCUCCUUUUCCAUCUACCAUAAUGUGAUUCUUUGUUGUUUGUGUUCAAUGCAUCUUUGAUGCUAUAUUGGUCCUAUUUGAUGGUGAUUUGAUGGAAAAUUCGUGCUCCAAUGGAUAUGUGAUCAUAAGGUGUUUGUAUGUUUGCCUAGAUCAAGUUUCAAAGUUCAUAAUGCUGUUUUUUUGAAAACUGUGCGCAGGAAAUCGAUUUCCACUCUAUUUUUUGCACCAGAUCUGAAUUCUGCAGGCAAGAAAUCGAUUUCCUACAGAGGUAAAUCGAUUUCCAGUGAGGCAGAAUGCUUGUUUUUACUAUUUUUGACUUGUUUUUGGUUCUAACUCUUCUUCUACUCCAUUCUUUUGAUAUUUUCUUUGAAUCACAAACUAGAGGCCUAAUUUCUCUCUAAUUUCAAUGGACUUAGGGCGUCGAUAGGAUGAGAAUCCAAAUCUGCAAAAUUAUGUGAUUGAAAUUAUGGAUGAAAGGAGCUUUUAAUGUGGUUCCAUCUUUUGUUUCUCUUUAUUUUGAUCGAUGAAUGUCUUAAUACUUUGAGAAUUCUUAUGGAUUCUUGGUAAAGACUAGGUCACUCACCAUUUUUCUUUUCGUGCGGUAUUGCUUUCGGAGAAUGAUCUACAUAUCAUUCCUCUCGCAUGCAUUAGCACAUAAAGUUUUGACCGGCCUCGUUGUAGGGUGAUUUCUACAUAAAUCACUUGGCGAUCUGCUUAACAUAGCGCAAUAUUUCGUGUCCCGAAUCAAAAAGAUCAAACAUGGAAGAGAAUUGUAUGCGGUUGAUUUAAGACUUAUGAAGGUUUAUCGUGUAGUCGCUAUGAUUUUAUCAAGCUUCUGAUAAAUGUUCAUUGAAUUUAAAUCCGAGUACAUCCUUCACUCACCAUCGAUCUUUAUUACUAACUUUGAUAACAUACUUGACAAGUUUCAAGAUGGUUAUCUUUAACAUUUAACAAUUGACUUUAAUUUUCGUACUUCUAUUAUAUUGCUCUUUAUAUUUCUCGCUUUAUCGCUUUAUUCUAUCAUUUCAUCAUAUUUACAUUCCGCUAUUUUUCCUUUGUCCAUUUGGACGUUUAUAUUCCGCUAUUUUCUCUUUGUCCAUUUGGACAUACGUUUAUGUUUCCGCUAUUUUCUCUUUGUCCACUUUGGCCAUACUUUAUUUUUAUGCUAAAACACUAAUAAUCAACCAAAAUCUAAAAAACACAUAAGGUUCUCUUUCGGACUAUUGGUUACUAUCCCGAGCAUUUUGGAGAUUUGGACUUAUGGACUUAGCGCCUCUGGACCCUUAUUAUGUUAAUUACUCUGUUGUUAUUCUGUCUGUCUGGCAUUGGAUUGUUGUCUGUUUAUGUGUGCAGGUAUUUCCUUGAAAGUCCUUGAUGGUUAAUUCCAAGGCAUUGAGAUAAGGAUUUUACCCGAAAACAGCCGUUACUCUGCCUGAUUUUCGCUAGAAUUUUAAUGUGCUUAAUGCAAAAUGGUGCUAAGAUAAUAAGUUCAUCUGGAUCCCCAAGUGAUAAUGUUGGUUUAGUAUUGAUAUUCCAAAUGAUGGGAAAUCUACCUUGACUCAUAAUGUCAAGUGUUGGCUUCUUCUUCGGUUAGACCGUUCUUUUCCUUAGCUUUUAUUUUACGCAAUAGGAUAGCCUCUUCAUCUCCUCCCAUUCUUAAAUUUUCAAAAUCUUCUCCCUUUUUCAAAAACCUUCUUAUGUUUGCAAUCUUUUCGAAACCUUUUUCUUAAAAAAUAUCUUUUGCCUUCAAUGGCCUUUUUCUUCAAAAAGUUUAGACACUAUUAAUUGUCGAAAUGAGUGGUUAUACCCCACGAUUUUGAAAUUGAUUGAUAUAAUGAGAUCUUUUCCGCGUGAGAGAGCUAGUGGCAUACUCGUUGAUUUUAUCCGAGUUGGAGCCCUUCUUUCAUUUGCGAUGCAAAGAACUCAUUUGUUCUCAUGCUCAAGAUCAAUGGCUGUGUAUUUCUCUCCGACGACGAUAAAGUGUUUAUUCGUUUUAAAAAACGUUUUUCCCUUUAAGCGGAACUACAUUAGCUCUGACUUCUCCAUUGCACCGAGGAGGUAUGUAGGCCCAAGGCUUAACGUCUUGACGAGCUUAUUUUAAAAAUAAAACAAACCCUUUUUUAGCACACACACAACACAGAUUUUCAAAAAGGUUUCUGUGGAGUACCACAGAUAUGAGGGGUGCUUUAAACCUUCCCCUCAUAUAAUCAACACCCGUACCUGAGAUCUCUUUCUUGUUUUAAAAACAAAACUUUGGGUUUUUCGUUCUUUUCCCUUUUCCUUUGAAAAAAUAAAGCGCGGUGGCGAUUUCAAAAGAAAUAUUGAUUCGAGUCAAUCCUAUGGCUUCGAUAUCAGAUUUUCCCCGCUACAGCUGGGACUCUGACUUUCCUCACGAGGUGGCUCAAACCUACAGAUCCCUUAGGCUUCUUUUUCUUCUUGGCCAUCAGGGCUUUCGGUUCCUCUUGCCCUUUUGCUAGCUCUAGAAUUGCUAACUGAACUUGGGCGCUCUGUGCCUCGAGAUUCUUGAUGCUUGCUUCGGAAUCCAUCCCUUCUAACUGAAAUAAACAGCGAGAAGAUGAGAAACCCGUUAUGUGAACCUGUUAUGAAAUGUUUAGGAAUGAGAUGCAUAUGCAAUGUUUUCAAGGAUCUUAGAAUUUAGAUUCGUUUAAACAAAAGAGAAACAAACGUUUAUUAGCCAAACAUUUUAUUUCUUUUCUCUUUUCCUGUUCUCUUUUUUCUUUUUUUUUCUUGCCUCUUUCGGGCUUACAAGAUAAAGCAAAUAAAAGAAAAUAAAAGAUUCUUCAAGCCUCCCAUGGAAGCUUUCUCUUUGCACCCAGGAACGUGUUGAUCUGCUGUUCUCCAUGGAGUUGUUUGGUGAGCUCCAACACUUUACUUUUAUAGUCCUGACAAUGUGCUUUGAAGGUGUCCCUUUCUUCUGUUAGUUUAACCCAAGAUUUCUGCAGUUCUUCCAGGUCAGUCGGCAUAUCCGGAUGUAGAAUAACUCGAGGUUCCUCCCCUUCGACUUCUGGCUCAAUGGUCACAGGUAGGAUAGCGGGAUAUGGCAUGAUGAACUUCUGAGCACGAGCACACACCCAUUUGAGGUAAGGCUCCAUGGGAAUAGAAUUCCAUUGUCCUAAAGACUUGCUUUCUACUUUGUAGACACUGUCCCAAACAUGUAUAAACCUUUGUCGAUAUCCUUGGGAAUCAUCUUCGUAAUUGAACAUAAUGCUGUGGAUGAUCAUGUCGUGAGGACCAUUUCUUCGUGCAUAUCCAAAUUGGCGCAAACCUUUGUAGGUGAUGCCUCCCCUAAUGCGAAGGAGCGGCACAUUAGGGUACUCCCUACAAUGGUCAAUAAGAGUGAUGUCUUCUUGAAAGAAGUUGUUCCACCGGAUAUCUGAAUGAGAUAAGGACAUAAUUCUGUGAGACCAUUGCAUCUUUUGCUCGUUUUUCAACACCGAUCGGGGAAGGUAAACCAUCUAGCCAGUAGUGGUACACAACACAUAAGAGUCCCUCGCUUUUUCAUGGUACGAGUGUAUAGAGAAUGUAGAAUGUCUCCCAGCAAAGUAGGUACCGGAUUGCGGGUUAAGAAAAUGUUGAUAGCGUGCACGCCUAUGAAUUGGUCGGGAUUAGGGAAUAACACCAACCCAUAUAUCAAAAGAGCCACGACUUCUUCAAAAGCUUGGUAAUUCGUAUCCUUCAGUAAUGAUCGAGCCUUUCCCAUUAAGAAUUGAUCUUGAAUAGGUAACCCAUUCAGUUCAUAGAAUUCCUCCAAGGUGGGUACUAACUGGUAAUCGGGAAAUGUAAAACAAUGAUGUUUGGGAUCAAAGAAAUGGAACAGGACCCGUAUCAUGUCUUCUUCAAAUUUUGAGGUAACCAAAUGGAGUAGGUGACCAUGCUUCUCGGUGAAUUGAGCAUUUCUGGGAAAUUCGGAUAUUAAUUCCUUAAGUUCAGAUGGUACUGUUGAGAUGUUGAUCCGGAUGUAAUUUCUGGUAGCAGGAGCCAUUACCUACAACAACAGAACAAAAGUAAACUCUUCGGUCCUUGAAAUGAUUAGUGAAAAAUGAUAUGCUUAUAAUGUCUAUGAUGUUAUGAAGGCUUAGGUUUAAAGGCUUGCACGAGGUUCAUAGGUGAUACCCUCCCCACUGAAGUUUAGUUUGUUUAAACAUGUCUUAGAAUGGUAUUCGGGUUCUAUGAUCCUUGGAGACAACAUCUCAAAACGGCACUCGGACGGCCGAUCAAAACAUUCCUCAAGGAUAACCAACUUCGAUCAAUUUCAAAGCCAGUCACUUAAUAGGUCACAAGUCAAGUUCAACUAAAGGUUCUAAGGCAAAUUAGUGCUUGAUGACAUUUCGGAAGCCUCACUUGUUGGAAGAAAAUGACUGGACUGAUUGGUGCCUUUCAGACUUUGAUGUGUUGAACCUUGAAUGUGAAUCAGUAGUCAAAUGGGACAUAGUCGUACGCUUUAUUCCCUAACUUUUGCCUAGGCCGCCUUUUCAGGUUUUCAGCCUACCGAGAUAAUUUGUAUAUAUUUUUUAGUCUCUAAUUUUUGCCUGGAUCGCCCUUUCAGGUUUUCAAUCCACCGAGACGCCUAUUUUUUGCCUAAGUCGCCCUCUCGGGUUUUCAACUUAGCGAUCUUUUAUUUCUUUAAGCGAAUUAACUUUUGACUAUGUCCGCAUUCACAGGGUGUGGGAAAUCCUCGCCAUCCAUAAUGGUAAGCAACAUGGCUCCGCCGGAGAAUACUUUCUUGAUUACAAAUGGUCCCUCAUAAGUGGGAGUCCACUUGCCCCUGGGAUCACCCUGUGGUAAGAUGAUACGUUUGACAACCAAAUCACCGGUUUGAUAUGCCUGACUUUUGACUUUUCUGUUGAAAGCUUUGAUCAUACAUUUCUGGUACAACUGACCAUGACAAAUAGCCGUAAGCCUCUUCUCAUCAAUCAAGUUUAUCUGGUCCAAUUGAGUCUGAAUCCAAUCGUCUUCGUCUAGAUCGGCUUCUUUCAUAAUCCUUAGGGAAGGAAUCUGAAUUUCAAUUGGAAGAACUGCCUCCAUACCAUAGACUAAGGAAAUGGAGUUGCCCCUGUUGAGGUACGUGUUGAAGUGCGAUAACCGUGAAGAGAAAAAGGUAACAUCUCAUGCCAGUCUUUGUAGGUUAUUGUCAUCUUCUGUAUGAUCUUCUUGAUGUUCUUGUUGGCAGCUUCCAUGGCACCAUUCAUCUUUGGUCGAUAUGGAGAGGAAUUAUGAUGUUUAAUCUUGAACUGCGUGCAGAGUUCAGUAAUCAUCCUGUUGUUUAAAUUGGUGCCAUUGUCGGUGAUGAUCCUUUCAGGGAUGCCAUACCGACAAAUGAGACUGUUCUUGAUAAACCGGGCCACAACAUUCUUGGUGACAGAAGCAAACGAGGCUGCCUCUACCCAUUUGGUGAAGUAAUCAAUAGUAACCAGGAUAAAACGAUGUCCGUUGGAAGCCGUAGGCUUGAUUUCUCCAAUCAUAUCGAUGCCCCACAUUACAAAAGGCCAUGGAGCCGUCAGAACGUUUAAUGGGACUAGAGGUAUAUGUACUUUGUUGGCGUAUAUUUGGCAUUUGUGACAAGUUCUAGAGUGAUGAUGGCAGUCUGUCUCCAUGGUAGACCAGUAGUAUCCUGCUCUCAAAAUCUUUUUAGCCAUUAUAUGUCCACUUGAAUGAGUACCAAAGGUACCGUCGUGUAUAUCUUCCAUAAUCUGUUCCGCUUCCUUCUUGUUCACACAACGAAGCAAAGUCGAGUCAUGAUUGCGUUUGUACAGGGUUCCAUUACUUAGAAAGAAUUUGGCAGCAAAUCUUCUUAGAAACUUUCUGUCAUUAAUGGAUGCCCCUUCAAGAUACUCCUGAGCUUCGAGAUAUCUUUUUACUUCAUGGAACCAUGGUUUUUCUUCCACUCCUUCGGUAUUGAUCUCGUUGCAAUAGGCUGGUUCAUCCUGUCUGUAAAUGGUGAUCAUAGGCGCCUCAUUGUCCCACCUGACUUUGAACAUAGAUUACAUUGUAGCUAAAGCAUCAGCCAGUUGAUUUUCUUCGCGCAGGAUAUGCUCAAAAGUGAUUUCUUCGAAGUAAGGAAUCAAACUCAGCACAUGUUCUUUGUAAGGAAUUAAAUUCGGGUGCUUUGUGUCCCAUUCUCCUUUAACUUGAUAAAUUACAAGGGCAGAGUCCUCGUAUACCUCUAGGAACUUGAUUCUCAGAUCGAUUGCAGCUCUGAGACCCAAAAUACAUGCUUCGUACUCGGCUAUAUUGUUAGUGCAGUCGAAGCAUAGUCUGGCAGUGAAUGGUGUAUGUCCUCCUGCGGGAGAAAUGAUUACAGCUCCGAUGCCAUUGCCAAGCGCAUUAGAGGCUCCAUCAAAAACCAUAGUCCAUCGGGACCCUGGCUCGGGUCCUUCCUCCGGUCCGGGUUGUUCGUAGUCAGUAACUAGCAUAAUAUCUUCAUCUGGGAAGUCAAAGUUCAACGCUUGAUAAUCAUCCACUGCUUGAUGAGCCAGAUGAUCAUCUACCACACUUCCUUUGAUCGCCUUUUGCGAAGUGUACUGGAUGUCAUAUUCUGUCAAGAUCAUUUGCCAUCUUGCUAUUCUUCCAGAGAGAGCAGAUUUUUCGAACACAUAUUUGAUAGGAUCCAUUUUGGAGAUCAACAAAGUGGUAUGGUUUAGCAUAUACUGUCUUAGUCGGCGAGCCGCCCAUGCCAAGGCACAACAAGUUUUCUGGAAGAAAUGAAUCCACAAUUUUUUAUCCGCCGUAUGAGGUUGUAUCUUUCUCACAUAGGACCUUAGAUGCAGCUGUGGGCAAGAUACUCCAUCAUACUUUGCAAAGAUAGGAACUUUGAACUUUGGAGGGAUAACAACCCCUGAGACGAGUCCAAGAUCGUUGAAGUCUAAACCAGGUAUUUUCUGUAUCUCCAUAGCUUUCAUGCGUUCUUCCAACUGCUAGUGAUUGUUAUCACCAUGUUCGUCUUCGGAAUGAUAAUCUUCUUCGUUAGAAGAGAGAGAGAGGGUUUGGCAGAACCCUGGUUGCUGUGAUUGUCUUCUUGAUCACCUUCACCGACUACUUCAGGGAUUGGCGCCAUUUUGGACCUCCUGGCUGGUGUCAUACCCCAAUUUUUGACCCUAAGAUCAUACAUCAAUUGCAUUCAAUCAUCAAUCAAAAGCACCAUUGUGAGGCUUUGUCUUUGAUACUGUGAUUAUCUCUGAGGGGAAUCAUUAAGCACUUUUAGAUUUUUAUUUGUUUAGUGCUAACCAAAAAUCAAAAAAAUAUGUGUUUUGUCUCUUUUGUUUAUAUUUUACAGGUGAAAGAUCGGGCAAAAGUCAAAACAGUGCAAGAAAACAAUUUUUGAAAAUUUGAAGGUGGAAAUCGAUUUACCCCUGUGGGAAAUCGAUUUCCUGUGCGCAAAAUUCAAAAAAAUAUAAGGAGGGAAGCUUGACAUCAUUUUGGCACCUUUUUAUUUGAUCAUUUUACCAAUUUUCCACCUCAUCAAAAUUAACUCCUUCAUUAAACCCCCUUAAAUAUCAUUUUACCAUUUAAAUCCCACUUUAAUUACCAAUUAACCACAAAUUAAUUACCAAACACAAAAAGACCAAUUUGCCAGUACUCUUGCUCCAAUUCUAUAAAUAGAGACCUCUACUCUCUCAUUUCUCAAGCUUUGAGAGCCAAAAAACCCCUUGCAAUUUCUCUCCUCAUCCCUACCAAAUUCACCAAAGCUCUUUAUUCUUUCAUAAAGUUUGUGAGUCACACCUUGAACCUCACAAACUUUGAGCUAAACCACCAUCCAUUUCACUCUUUUUUCUUCAAUUGUUGAGAGAUCAAGAUUUGUGUUGGUGAUUGUUGAAGUGGAUCUAAGUUUUGUUCAAGAAUUGGUAAUUUUCAUCCUCCUUUUCCAUCUACCAUAAUGUGAUUCUUUGUUGUUUGUGUUCAAUGCAUCUUUGAUGCUAUAUUGGUCCUAUUUGAUGGUGAUUUGAUGGAAAAUUCGUGCUCCAAUGGAUAUGUGAUCAUAAGGUGUUUGUAUGUUUGCCUAGAUCAAGUUUCAAAGUUCAUAAUGCUGUUUUUUUGAAAACUGUGCGCAGGAAAUCGAUUUCCACUCUAUUUUUUGCACCAGAUCUGAAUUCUGCAGGCAAGAAAUCGAUUUCCUACAGAGGUAAAUCGAUUUCCAGUGAGGCAGAAUGCUUGUUUUUACUAUUUUUGACUUGUUUUUGGUUCUAACUCUUCUUCUACUCCAUUCUUUUGAUAUUUUCUUUGAAUCACAAACUAGAGGCCUAAUUUCUCUCUAAUUUCAAUGGACUUAGGGCGUCGAUAGGAUGAGAAUCCAAAUCUGCAAAAUUAUGUGAUUGAAAUUAUGGAUGAAAGGAGCUUUUAAUGUGGUUCCAUCUUUUGUUUCUCUUUAUUUUGAUCGAUGAAUGUCUUAAUACUUUGAGAAUUCUUAUGGAUUCUUGGUAAAGACUAGGUCACUCACCAUUUUUCUUUUCGUGCGGUAUUGCUUUCGGAGAAUGAUCUACAUAUCAUUCCUCUCGCAUGCAUUAGCACAUAAAGUUUUGACCGGCCUCGUUGUAGGGUGAUUUCUACAUAAAUCACUUGGCGAUCUGCUUAACAUAGCGCAAUAUUUCGUGUCCCGAAUCAAAAAGAUCAAACAUGGAAGAGAAUUGUAUGCGGUUGAUUUAAGACUUAUGAAGGUUUAUCGUGUAGUCGCUAUGAUUUUAUCAAGCUUCUGAUAAAUGUUCAUUGAAUUUAAAUCCGAGUACAUCCUUCACUCACCAUCGAUCUUUAUUACUAACUUUGAUAACAUACUUGACAAGUUUCAAGAUGGUUAUCUUUAACAUUUAACAAUUGACUUUAAUUUUCGUACUUCUAUUAUAUUGCUCUUUAUAUUUCUCGCUUUAUCGCUUUAUUCUAUCAUUUCAUCAUAUUUACAUUCCGCUAUUUUUCCUUUGUCCAUUUGGACGUUUAUAUUCCGCUAUUUUCUCUUUGUCCAUUUGGACAUACGUUUAUGUUUCCGCUAUUUUCUCUUUGUCCACUUUGGCCAUACUUUAUUUUUAUGCUAAAACACUAAUAAUCAACCAAAAUCUAAAAAACACAUAAGGUUCUCUUUCGGACUAUUGGUUACUAUCCCGAGCAUUUUGGAGAUUUGGACUUAUGGACUUAGCGCCUCUGGACCCUUAUUAUGUUAAUUACUCUGUUGUUAUUCUGUCUGUCUGGCAUUGGAUUGUUGUCUGUUUAUGUGUGCAGGUAUUUCCUUGAAAGUCCUUGAUGGUUAAUUCCAAGGCAUUGAGAUAAGGAUUUUACCCGAAAACAGCCGUUACUCUGCCUGAUUUUCGCUAGAAUUUUAAUGUGCUUAAUGCAAAAUGGUGCUAAGAUAAUAAGUUCAUCUGGAUCCCCAAGUGAUAAUGUUGGUUUAGUAUUGAUAUUCCAAAUGAUGGGAAAUCUACCUUGACUCAUAAUGUCAAGUGUUGGCUUCUUCUUCGGUUAGACCGUUCUUUUCCUUAGCUUUUAUUUUACGCAAUAGGAUAGCCUCUUCAUCUCCUCCCAUUCUUAAAUUUUCAAAAUCUUCUCCCUUUUUCAAAAACCUUCUUAUGUUUGCAAUCUUUUCGAAACCUUUUUCUUAAAAAAUAUCUUUUGCCUUCAAUGGCCUUUUUCUUCAAAAAGUUUAGACACUAUUAAUUGUCGAAAUGAGUGGUUAUACCCCACGAUUUUGAAAUUGAUUGAUAUAAUGAGAUCUUUUCCGCGUGAGAGAGCUAGUGGCAUACUCGUUGAUUUUAUCCGAGUUGGAGCCCUUCUUUCAUUUGCGAUGCAAAGAACUCAUUUGUUCUCAUGCUCAAGAUCAAUGGCUGUGUAUUUCUCUCCGACGACGAUAAAGUGUUUAUUCGUUUUAAAAAACGUUUUUCCCUUUAAGCGGAACUACAUUAGCUCUGACUUCUCCAUUGCACCGAGGAGGUAUGUAGGCCCAAGGCUUAACGUCUUGACGAGCUUAUUUUAAAAAUAAAACAAACCCUUUUUUAGCACACACACAACACAGAUUUUCAAAAAGGUUUCUGUGGAGUACCACAGAUAUGAGGGGUGCUUUAAACCUUCCCCUCAUAUAAUCAACACCCGUACCUGAGAUCUCUUUCUUGUUUUAAAAACAAAACUUUGGGUUUUUCGUUCUUUUCCCUUUUCCUUUGAAAAAAUAAAGCGCGGUGGCGAUUUCAAAAGAAAUAUUGAUUCGAGUCAAUCCUAUGGCUUCGAUAUCAGAUUUUCCCCGCUACAGCUGGGACUCUGACUUUCCUCACGAGGUGGCUCAAACCUACAGAUCCCUUAGGCUUCUUUUUCUUCUUGGCCAUCAGGGCUUUCGGUUCCUCUUGCCCUUUUGCUAGCUCUAGAAUUGCUAACUGAACUUGGGCGCUCUGUGCCUCGAGAUUCUUGAUGCUUGCUUCGGAAUCCAUCCCUUCUAACUGAAAUAAACAGCGAGAAGAUGAGAAACCCGUUAUGUGAACCUGUUAUGAAAUGUUUAGGAAUGAGAUGCAUAUGCAAUGUUUUCAAGGAUCUUAGAAUUUAGAUUCGUUUAAACAAAAGAGAAACAAACGUUUAUUAGCCAAACAUUUUAUUUCUUUUCUCUUUUCCUGUUCUCUUUUUUCUUUUUUUUUCUUGCCUCUUUCGGGCUUACAAGAUAAAGCAAAUAAAAGAAAAUAAAAGAUUCUUCAAGCCUCCCAUGGAAGCUUUCUCUUUGCACCCAGGAACGUGUUGAUCUGCUGUUCUCCAUGGAGUUGUUUGGUGAGCUCCAACACUUUACUUUUAUAGUCCUGACAAUGUGCUUUGAAGGUGUCCCUUUCUUCUGUUAGUUUAACCCAAGAUUUCUGCAGUUCUUCCAGGUCAGUCGGCAUAUCCGGAUGUAGAAUAACUCGAGGUUCCUCCCCUUCGACUUCUGGCUCAAUGGUCACAGGUAGGAUAGCGGGAUAUGGCAUGAUGAACUUCUGAGCACGAGCACACACCCAUUUGAGGUAAGGCUCCAUGGGAAUAGAAUUCCAUUGUCCUAAAGACUUGCUUUCUACUUUGUAGACACUGUCCCAAACAUGUAUAAACCUUUGUCGAUAUCCUUGGGAAUCAUCUUCGUAAUUGAACAUAAUGCUGUGGAUGAUCAUGUCGUGAGGACCAUUUCUUCGUGCAUAUCCAAAUUGGCGCAAACCUUUGUAGGUGAUGCCUCCCCUAAUGCGAAGGAGCGGCACAUUAGGGUACUCCCUACAAUGGUCAAUAAGAGUGAUGUCUUCUUGAAAGAAGUUGUUCCACCGGAUAUCUGAAUGAGAUAAGGACAUAAUUCUGUGAGACCAUUGCAUCUUUUGCUCGUUUUUCAACACCGAUCGGGGAAGGUAAACCAUCUAGCCAGUAGUGGUACACAACACAUAAGAGUCCCUCGCUUUUUCAUGGUACGAGUGUAUAGAGAAUGUAGAAUGUCUCCCAGCAAAGUAGGUACCGGAUUGCGGGUUAAGAAAAUGUUGAUAGCGUGCACGCCUAUGAAUUGGUCGGGAUUAGGGAAUAACACCAACCCAUAUAUCAAAAGAGCCACGACUUCUUCAAAAGCUUGGUAAUUCGUAUCCUUCAGUAAUGAUCGAGCCUUUCCCAUUAAGAAUUGAUCUUGAAUAGGUAACCCAUUCAGUUCAUAGAAUUCCUCCAAGGUGGGUACUAACUGGUAAUCGGGAAAUGUAAAACAAUGAUGUUUGGGAUCAAAGAAAUGGAACAGGACCCGUAUCAUGUCUUCUUCAAAUUUUGAGGUAACCAAAUGGAGUAGGUGACCAUGCUUCUCGGUGAAUUGAGCAUUUCUGGGAAAUUCGGAUAUUAAUUCCUUAAGUUCAGAUGGUACUGUUGAGAUGUUGAUCCGGAUGUAAUUUCUGGUAGCAGGAGCCAUUACCUACAACAACAGAACAAAAGUAAACUCUUCGGUCCUUGAAAUGAUUAGUGAAAAAUGAUAUGCUUAUAAUGUCUAUGAUGUUAUGAAGGCUUAGGUUUAAAGGCUUGCACGAGGUUCAUAGGUGAUACCCUCCCCACUGAAGUUUAGUUUGUUUAAACAUGUCUUAGAAUGGUAUUCGGGUUCUAUGAUCCUUGGAGACAACAUCUCAAAACGGCACUCGGACGGCCGAUCAAAACAUUCCUCAAGGAUAACCAACUUCGAUCAAUUUCAAAGCCAGUCACUUAAUAGGUCACAAGUCAAGUUCAACUAAAGGUUCUAAGGCAAAUUAGUGCUUGAUGACAUUUCGGAAGCCUCACUUGUUGGAAGAAAAUGACUGGACUGAUUGGUGCCUUUCAGACUUUGAUGUGUUGAACCUUGAAUGUGAAUCAGUAGUCAAAUGGGACAUAGUCGUACGCUUUAUUCCCUAACUUUUGCCUAGGCCGCCUUUUCAGGUUUUCAGCCUACCGAGAUAAUUUGUAUAUAUUUUUUAGUCUCUAAUUUUUGCCUGGAUCGCCCUUUCAGGUUUUCAAUCCACCGAGACGCCUAUUUUUUGCCUAAGUCGCCCUCUCGGGUUUUCAACUUAGCGAUCUUUUAUUUCUUUAAGCGAAUUAACUUUUGACUAUGUCCGCAUUCACAGGGUGUGGGAAAUCCUCGCCAUCCAUAAUGGUAAGCAACAUGGCUCCGCCGGAGAAUACUUUCUUGAUUACAAAUGGUCCCUCAUAAGUGGGAGUCCACUUGCCCCUGGGAUCACCCUGUGGUAAGAUGAUACGUUUGACAACCAAAUCACCGGUUUGAUAUGCCUGACUUUUGACUUUUCUGUUGAAAGCUUUGAUCAUACAUUUCUGGUACAACUGACCAUGACAAAUAGCCGUAAGCCUCUUCUCAUCAAUCAAGUUUAUCUGGUCCAAUUGAGUCUGAAUCCAAUCGUCUUCGUCUAGAUCGGCUUCUUUCAUAAUCCUUAGGGAAGGAAUCUGAAUUUCAAUUGGAAGAACUGCCUCCAUACCAUAGACUAAGGAAAUGGAGUUGCCCCUGUUGAGGUACGUGUUGAAGUGCGAUAACCGUGAAGAGAAAAAGGUAACAUCUCAUGCCAGUCUUUGUAGGUUAUUGUCAUCUUCUGUAUGAUCUUCUUGAUGUUCUUGUUGGCAGCUUCCAUGGCACCAUUCAUCUUUGGUCGAUAUGGAGAGGAAUUAUGAUGUUUAAUCUUGAACUGCGUGCAGAGUUCAGUAAUCAUCCUGUUGUUUAAAUUGGUGCCAUUGUCGGUGAUGAUCCUUUCAGGGAUGCCAUACCGACAAAUGAGACUGUUCUUGAUAAACCGGGCCACAACAUUCUUGGUGACAGAAGCAAACGAGGCUGCCUCUACCCAUUUGGUGAAGUAAUCAAUAGUAACCAGGAUAAAACGAUGUCCGUUGGAAGCCGUAGGCUUGAUUUCUCCAAUCAUAUCGAUGCCCCACAUUACAAAAGGCCAUGGAGCCGUCAGAACGUUUAAUGGGACUAGAGGUAUAUGUACUUUGUUGGCGUAUAUUUGGCAUUUGUGACAAGUUCUAGAGUGAUGAUGGCAGUCUGUCUCCAUGGUAGACCAGUAGUAUCCUGCUCUCAAAAUCUUUUUAGCCAUUAUAUGUCCACUUGAAUGAGUACCAAAGGUACCGUCGUGUAUAUCUUCCAUAAUCUGUUCCGCUUCCUUCUUGUUCACACAACGAAGCAAAGUCGAGUCAUGAUUGCGUUUGUACAGGGUUCCAUUACUUAGAAAGAAUUUGGCAGCAAAUCUUCUUAGAAACUUUCUGUCAUUAAUGGAUGCCCCUUCAAGAUACUCCUGAGCUUCGAGAUAUCUUUUUACUUCAUGGAACCAUGGUUUUUCUUCCACUCCUUCGGUAUUGAUCUCGUUGCAAUAGGCUGGUUCAUCCUGUCUGUAAAUGGUGAUCAUAGGCGCCUCAUUGUCCCACCUGACUUUGAACAUAGAUUACAUUGUAGCUAAAGCAUCAGCCAGUUGAUUUUCUUCGCGCAGGAUAUGCUCAAAAGUGAUUUCUUCGAAGUAAGGAAUCAAACUCAGCACAUGUUCUUUGUAAGGAAUUAAAUUCGGGUGCUUUGUGUCCCAUUCUCCUUUAACUUGAUAAAUUACAAGGGCAGAGUCCUCGUAUACCUCUAGGAACUUGAUUCUCAGAUCGAUUGCAGCUCUGAGACCCAAAAUACAUGCUUCGUACUCGGCUAUAUUGUUAGUGCAGUCGAAGCAUAGUCUGGCAGUGAAUGGUGUAUGUCCUCCUGCGGGAGAAAUGAUUACAGCUCCGAUGCCAUUGCCAAGCGCAUUAGAGGCUCCAUCAAAAACCAUAGUCCAUCGGGACCCUGGCUCGGGUCCUUCCUCCGGUCCGGGUUGUUCGUAGUCAGUAACUAGCAUAAUAUCUUCAUCUGGGAAGUCAAAGUUCAACGCUUGAUAAUCAUCCACUGCUUGAUGAGCCAGAUGAUCAUCUACCACACUUCCUUUGAUCGCCUUUUGCGAAGUGUACUGGAUGUCAUAUUCUGUCAAGAUCAUUUGCCAUCUUGCUAUUCUUCCAGAGAGAGCAGAUUUUUCGAACACAUAUUUGAUAGGAUCCAUUUUGGAGAUCAACAAAGUGGUAUGGUUUAGCAUAUACUGUCUUAGUCGGCGAGCCGCCCAUGCCAAGGCACAACAAGUUUUCUCGAGCAGUGAGUAUCUUGUUUCACAAUCGGUAAACUUUUUGCUAAGAUAAUAAAUUGCAUGCUCUUUUCGGCCAGACUCGUCAUGUUGCCCCUGUACACACCCCAUUGAAUCUUCUAAUACUGUUAGGUACAUUAUCAGAGGUCUUCCUUCCACUGGUGGUAACAAGAUUGGUGGUUUUAGAAGAUAUUCUUUGAUCUUGUCAAAGGCUAAUUGGCAUUUGUCGUUCCAUCUUUCCACUUGAUCUUUCUUCAACAGUUUGAAGAUCGACACACAAGUAGUAGUCAUAUGGGAAAUAAAUCUGGCGAUGUAGUUCAAACGUCCCAAGAAUCCUCUGACUUGUUUCUCGGUACGGGGUAUGGGCAUUUCUUGAAUGGCUUUGACCUUGGCAGGAUCAACUUCAAUACCCUUGGUGCUGACAAUGAAACCUAACAGUUUACCAUAUCUCACCCCAAAGGUACACUUGUUCGGAUUCAGUCGCACUUGUACUUCUUGAGUCUGUCAAACAGCUUGUGCAGAUGACCCAGAUGUUCUUCUUCAUUGUUGGACUUUGCAAUCAUAUCAUCCACAUAGAUUUCUAUUUCCUGAUGAAUCAUAUCAUGGACCAGAGCUACCAUUGCACGCUGAUAUGUUGCUCCUGCAUUCUUUAAACCAAAGGGCAUCACCUUGUAACAAAAGGUUCCCCAGGGUGUUGUGAAGGUUGUCUUUUCCAUGUCUUUUGGAGCCAUCUUGAUCUAAUUGUAACUGGAGAAUCCGUCCAUAAAGGAAAAUACCUUGCAUUGUGCAGUAUUGUCAACCAGUACAUCGAUGUGAGGUAAAGGGAAAUCAUCCUUGGGGCUUGCCCGAUUUAGAUCUCUGUAGUCUACACACAUUCUGACUUUCCCGUCUUUUUUAGGUACAGGCAUGAUGUUAGCUAUCCAUGGAGGAUAACUCACAACUUUUAGAAAACCGGCAUUGAAUUGCUUCUCAACCUCAUCUUUGAUCUUCUUGGACAUGUCGGGCCCACUUCUCCGAAGCUUCUGCUUGACUGGAGUGCUACCUUCUUUGAUCGGCAGGUGAUGGACCACAAUAUCAGUGUUGAGACCAGGCAUAUCUUCAUAAGACCAAGAAAAUAUCUCGACGUAGUCUUGUAACAUUUGAAUCAGUCUUUGCUUGACACUGUCUUCUAAAUCAGCCCCUAUCUUGACUUUUUUCUUCUCUUCGUCACUGCCUAGGUUGAUAACCUCAAUUGGCUCUUCAUGCGGCUAUAUAGUCCUUUCUUCUUGUUCUAAGAGCCUUGCAAGUUCCCUAGGUACUUCGCAAUCUUCCUCACUUUCGUCCUCAGUUUGGUAGAUCGGAUUUUCAAAGUCAUGACUGGCAAUAGCAGAAUCGUUAUCAACAGGAUCCAGAGUGAAUGUGAAUCUGCAUUUAUUAUGUGGGUGUGUGUAAGAACACAUAGCUAUUUGAAAACGAAUAAAGUAAAAAAAAGAAACAAAAAGGAUCGCAAAAUAUGAAUAUGCAAACGUCCCAUGAUUUUAUUGAAUGAACAUAUGAUCAUGAUAUGACAAACCCUUAUCAAAAGGACCAGUGUGCCCCGGGCAAGGCACCUGGCUUUAAAGUUCAUGGUUCGAUAGUACAGGAACCAUUUUUAUUUUUUGAACAUAUAAACAACGAAAAUAGGAAAUUGCAUUUACUCCUGAUCAAAGGAGAUAACAUCUUCGACUUCCCAGUUGUUCAAUCCAUUGUUGUGAGUGGGGAAUAUCCAGUUGCCCCAGUUGCAGUUGUCUUCUUCGUCUUCCACAGUAUUGACUUCUUUGGUGACGAGACGGGCUAUUGAUCCUUCAGGAUGAGCAAGAUGCUCUAUUGGAGAUGAGAGCCCAGGCUGAGGUACCUCUGUUGGCUGAGAGAGAUACUCGAUAAGAUCUUCCCAUCCAGUUGGGAUGAUGUCUUUGAUAGAGAUUUGCGCACUCUGGGGAGCAGUGUACUUCACUAGAAAAUCAUACUUGCCACUUGGUUCUCCCAGUGUAUCCCAGAUUUCUUCAGGAGUGACGGGGCUUGUGAUUAUCUUAUCGUCUUCGGAAUGUUUAUCCCAUCCAUUUGGGACAAUGUCUUCAAUGGCGAUUUUUGAGCUCAAGGGAGCGGAAUACUUCACCAUAAAGUUAUACUUGCCACUUGGCUCUCCCAGCAUAUCCCAGACUUCUUUUGGAAUAGGUGGAAUAGGUGGACUUUGGCAUUGCUUAGCAACGGAACCUGUGAUACUUUUGCCAUCUUCGAACUGAUCAUCCCAUCCAGUUGGGACAAUGUCAUCAAUGGCAAUCAGAGAACUCUGAGGAGCAGUGUACUUUACUAGAAAGUCGUACUUGCCGCUCGGUUCUCCCAAAGUAUCCCAAACCUCUUUGGGAACGGGUGGAACUUCUUUUGGAUGUUGCUUAGUAAUAAGGUUUGAGAUCACUUUGUCGUCUUCGAUAGCAUUUACUCCUUGGCUGAUGAAAUGGGACAUUAAUCCUUCAGAACGAGGAUGUUGAUCAUUUUUCUGAGUUCCAUUAGCAUAGCCCAGACCUAGCUUAUCGAACUUGUAAGGCACAUCAAGGAGUUGUCCUAAUACUGUACAACCACCCUCUUCGAUCACAGCCUUAGCAUCUUUGAGAGAAGCCAUUGUUUGAGUUAUUCUUGUAGCAGGAGCAGCAAAGAUUGGUUUGGCAGUAGAGACAGCCGGAGGGACCACCUCAAAAGCUUGGCAGGGGGUCUCGAUGAGUUCACCAUCCAUCUCAACAUACUUGGAGUUACUUAGGUGGCUAACCACAUAUUCUUCUUCACCAUAAACCGUGACGACCUUGCCUUUUAUCGGAUAUUUUAACUUCUGAUGCAGGGUAGAAGUUACAGCGCUUGCCCCAUGUAUCCAAGGGCGUCCUAGUAAACAGGAGUACGCUGGAUGAAUGUCCAUCACGUAAAAGGUAGAAUCAAAGAUCUGAGUGCCCACUCUGAUUGGAAGCUUAACUUCUCCGUAUACUGUUCUUGUUGACCCGUCGAAGGCUCUUACCACAACAUCGCUUGGUUGUAACACAACUCCUUCGAAGUCAAGUUUCUCCAGUACUACUUUUGGUAACACAUUUAACGAGGAACCAUUGUCUACCAGCACAUGAGACAAAGUGGUGCCUUUACAUUCAACAGAGAUGUGCAGGGCUUUAUUGUGAUUUUUCCCGGCAAGGGUUAAAUCAGCAUCAGAGAAACCGAGACCGUUAUCCACUGUUAGACUGGCAACACAAUUUUCAAAUUGGUCGACUGAGAUCUCUUGUGGUACAUGUGCAACUUUCAAGAAUUUCAUCAGGGCCUUGGCAUGAGCUUUUGAAUACCUCAACAGAGAUAGCAUGGAAAUCUUUGAAGCAGUGUGCCCCAGUUGUUCAACAAUAUUGUAAUCACUUUUGCAGAUGAUUUUCAAAAUCUCCUCCAUUUCUUGCUUUGAAGGAUCUUCAACAGUGACUUCAACAGGUACUUGAACUGGUUCAAUUAAUGGCUCUUUGCCACGAGCAUUGACAGCUUGAUUAGGAACUGGGACCUGGACUGGAGUAGUAGUAACAUUUGGAGAAAUUUCCGGCGAAAAGACCCUUCCACUUCUUGUAAUCUUACUAGUCCCCACAAUAUUAUCAACAACUGGAUUAGUAACAUUCACGGCCUCAUCAGUCGAGGUGUCUUGUUUAACUCCAUGGACAUAAACAUUCGUGCCAUAGCUCCACGGAACAACUUUGUCUGAGGAAUAUGGAAAUGGAGCCGGAUUGGUGAUGAUUACAGAUGCUACUCUGGGUGCAGCAGUAAUUUUGACGGGUUUAUUUGCUGGAAUUUUCACAGGGAUUGUGGAAAUAACAGACAAAUCCUGGCAAUAGUUCUUCACAUGGGGAAUUCUUUCAAACAUUAUUGCAUGAUUGUUCAUCAGGCGCUGAAUGCCUUCCUUCAAUUUCGCACAACCGUUGGACUGCGAAGCACAAUGGUAACAAUUCUCAUUACAACCCGUUAAUAAACCGGAUUGUAGCAGCUUUGUUUUGAUAACUAAGAGGGAAGUAGUUAAAUUCAUCACAUCAGCAACAUGAGAAGCAUCAUCUACAGCAUUGAUGGCCUUGUUAUGCUUGGGCAUAGGAGCAGUAAUGACAUUUGGAAUCUCUGGAGGGUCGAAUUCAAUUUUCCCAGCAUCUAUCAUGUCUUGGAUCUUAUUUUUCAAGGCCCAACAGUGAUCUGCAUCAUGUCCAGGACUAAUGGAAUGGUAUGCACAUGUUGCGUCGGGGCGAUAACUAGGAGAGGAAGUGUUGACAUUCUUCGGAGGAUCCCUCAAUGUAAUCAGAUUUACUUUUAACAAGUGCUGCAAUGCUUGGGAGAGGAUGUCGCGGGGAAAAAUCAUUGUUUUGUGGGAUGAGACACCUGAUGCCUUCUUUGGGCUCGAGUGCUCAAGAAAAAGAUUUUUCUUUGUUUUUGUCACGACCAAACUUUUUAUUGUUUCCAAAGUAGGAAAAGGAAAAAAGCUGCAAUAACCUUAAAAGUGGGGGAGAGAUUCCGGGUAAGAGGGUUGGUUAUACGAAGGGAAGGUAUUAGCACCCAACGUAUCUAUAGUACUCUAUAGGCUUCUUUGUUAUGUUUUUCAUUCUAUGUUAUGGUGGAGGUUCUGUUAUGAAAUAGGUGGGAAACUAAGGUGUUUGUUUGAUUAUGCUCGCAAAGAUCAUCGCGAUCCUCUGCAUACAUAUCCCUUAGAGGGAAUCAGAGCAUCUGUAGCUCGAGGUCUACGGGUGCUAAGGUUUGAGUGGUUUGAGGGAGAAGUUUUGCUCGCCAAGGAUACGACCUUGUGCUUACGUAUUCUCAAAGGGAUGUUGAGAAAGUCAGAGCAAUCGUAGUUCCCACUUAUGCUAGUGGAAGCAAAGGAAAAGAGACAAAUGUCAUCUAAAUGUUCGAUGUAUCUAAUCUAUAUCAUCACAUACAUCUGUUUGUUUUUGUUUGAAAUCUUUUCAUUAUAAGCCCUGGGUUGUGCCACUUAUGGCGCUUAGAAUGAUAAAAAUGUUUUUUGUUUAGCCAGCCUUGUGGCAAAAACAAGUUUGAUUAGCCAGCCUUGUGGCAAAAACUUUCAAUGAAGUCAGCCUUGUGACAAAAAGUUUUGAUUAAUCAGCCAGCCUUGUGGCAAAAGUUUCGACGAAGCCAGCCUUGUGGCAAAAACUUUGAUUAAUCAGCCAGCCUGGUGGCAAAAGGUUUGAUUGAUUAGCCAGCCUUGUGGCAAAAAAAAGUUUGAUUGAUUGAUUGUUUGUGAUGAUAUAGAUGAGAUACUCCUAUCAUAGAGAUGAUAAAUGUCUAAUCUCCUAGGGGUAUUUGUUUUGGAUAUUGGGGAUGCUUAUAAGAAGCCCGUGGGUCCUUGUACGAAGCCCAAGAGGAGGCUAUCCGAGGGUCCUUGCAUUGUAAGCCCAAGAGGAGGCUACGGGAGGGACAAGUCGUUUGUACGAAGCCCAAGAGGAGGCGUGGUAUAGUUGGUUUGAGCUCUUAGAGCGAUUUCACCGGGAAACCAUACUCUAUGUCCUAACCUAAACUAAGGGAGAUUCUUUGCACGAAGCCCAAUAGGAGGCUAUGGGGAACCUAGUGUUGUACUAAGUUGAACAAGUAUAUAUAACACGAUCACAAAUAUGAACAAGUACGAACAAAUAUGAACAAGUACAUGAACAAAUAUGAACAAGUAUGAACAGUUAUAUAUAACAAGGUGUGUGUAUACAAUGGAGUUUAUGAAGGAAAUAUACCUGUAAGGAUGAUCCGUUUGUAUACACGGGGCUCGGGACUUAUACUCGGGGAGAGGCCCAUUGAGUUUAUUCAUGGCUAUGUAACAAGUAUUUACAAAAGGGCUUGGGACUUAUACCUACAUGGAGGCCCAUAGUAUUUUUGGAAAGAUUUAAAGAAAACCUUCAUUUUUGAUUUGUUAUUCGAGGUUAAAAAUCAAAUUGAUCGAGGUAUGUACAAAAAGGUGUAUGUACAAUGAAAUACCUAAUUUCAUGUAAGGGAAUGGGACUUAUACCUAUGUGGAGGCCCAUGUUUUAUUUUAUAAAACAUGGUUGAUUGUUUUGUUAAAAAACGCGAGGUUUCGUCGUUUGAAAAGCUGUUUGAAAGUUUUGUUUUGAAAGAAGUUUUCUUUUCAAAGAAAAACUGUACAAAGAAAAAGGAAUGGGACUUAUACUCUCUAAUAUUCGAGAGGCCCAUGUUUUAUUUUAUAAAACAUGGUUGAUUGUUUUAUUAACAGACGCAAGGUUUCGUCGUUUUGAAAACAGUUUGAAAGUUUUAUUUUGAAAGAAGUUUUCUGUUUAAAGAAAAACUGUACAAAGAAAAAGGAAUGGGACUUAUACUCUCUAAUAUUCGAGAGGCCCAGUUGUUUUGAAAAUCAAUUGAUCAAUCCAAAAAGAUUUGAUCAAGAGUUUUUUUGAAAAGAAAACCAAAAAGAAAUGGUUUAUUGUUUUGAAAAACUUUGAUCGUUUGCUUUAAAACAGUUUGAAUUUUGACAAAAGUCAACUUAAUUAAGAUAAAAAACAAAUUCCAUGCUUAAUUAAGACCUAAAAGAUUAGGGUUUGAUCACAAAAAUAAUUACAAGUGAUUAAGUUUAAAAAUCAAAUGAAAAACAAUAUUUAAAAAACACUUAAAAACAUGUCAUUUUAAACUUAAUAAAAAUAUACCAAAUAAUAUAUAUUUUUGUGAUUUUUUUUUGAAUAUUCAUAAAAUAUAUGUGUUAAAUAAGAAGUGUACAAAAAAUGAAAUAAAAAUGAUUAAUUUUGAUUGGUUAAAUAAUUAAUUGAAGUUUUAAAGAAAAAUGAAGAAAAUAUGUGUUAAAAAAAAGGUUUUGUCUCCACAAGGGUUUGAACCCACGCCUUCACUCUCACUAACCAAAACACUUACCAACUGAGCUGCGCGCGCAGCUUGUUAUAUGUAUGCUUUCAAUUGAUUAUAUUUAAAAACAAGCUUUUGAAUUUUCUGAAUCAAAAAUGGCGCCAAGAACACACCUUCAACUGAAAUUUGAAAAUCUUCAAAACUGUGUUGUUUUGAUCAAGUAAAGGGUCUAUCUCACUCGGUUUUGCACGAGGAACAUGAUGGUGAUCUCACAAUUCAUUUAUUUUUGCUCUAAGGUGGUUAAUUUUUGCAUGAACAUGAAGAACCCUAGAAGUGAAAUUCAAUGUGAAAUCGUGUGUAUGCAAGUUAUGAUGCAAUUGAUUGAGGGUUAAUGAUCCUCAUAGGUGCAGAAACAAGAUGGUAUAUCAAUCUUUGGUUUAUGAUGCAUGUAUGUAUGAGUUUGAAGUUCAUGAGGCUUACCUUCAAAAACGGCAAAACUGGAGAUUGAAUUCUUCAAUAGAGGUGUUACAGAUGCUUUGUAAUGAUCUGGAUAGCUUCAAUGAUGAUUAUGGAACAUGUCUGGAUGCUUGGAGUGAACUGAAUUCAUCUGAACAAAGCCAUGGGACCCGAUCUGCAGUUGCUUGGAGUGAGGAUCGAAUUUGAUGAGGGAGGUGUUUCAGAUCAUGAAUGAUGGUUGGGAUAGCUCACAUAUGGUAUAUGGAAUGUGUUUGGAUGAUUAGCUUGGACAGAAUUGGCCUGGAAUUGAUUUUGGCAUGAUAAGGCUAAUGUUAUGCAUAUUUGGAGGUUGAAGAGUGAUUCUGAGAUUUGAGGUGUUUUGGGGUGUGUGAAUGGAUCAAGCACAUCCCAUAUGAUGUUUAUGAGUUGUGGGAAGCAUUACUUUGGCCAGAACUUCAAGGGUUUGGAGGUUGAAGUUUCUACCCCUUUGAAACUCAUGAAACUUGCAACUUAAGAAAGAAGAGAGAAAACCUAUGAUUAUGAGGUUUUGGUGUGAUUUUGAAUGAAGUUUGGACCUCUAUUUAUAGGCCAAGGAUUCUGAAUGCAGAGCUUUGCAAGUUGAUCAAAGAAUGGUGAUUUGGCAUUUGGAGAUAAAAUGGAAUCUUUACAUUAAAUGCAAAUGGUUAAAAGUGACUUAACCAUGGUUAAUCUUCCAAGCUUCUUAUCCUCUUCCAUUCUGAUCUUCAAAUCAGAAAAUAUCUCUCAAUUAUUGCAUUGAUGCAUCAUUACUUGCAUUAUAGGUCAUGUAGUGUUGAAACUUAGUGAAAAUGGUUUGAAAUUUCAAGUGAAAAUGAUCACUAAAUGCAUAAUUCAAAGCCAUAGCUAUGCUCCAUAUUUUUUCAUGCUCUUGGACAUUUUGGAAAGCUCAUGUUAUGUACUUCAAAACCCUAGUUGAAAGUUUCUUCAAGACCUUUAAGGAAAUGGGUGAAAAAGAUCCAUGAACUUUGAAGAAAGUGAGAUUUUAAGUGAAAUUUUCAAAAGAUACCAACUUUGAAGCUCCAUAUCUCUUAAAUGGUUGAUCUUUUGAAAAAUCAUUUUAUGUGACAAAGUUGUUCAUUGGAUCAAAAUCUACAACUUUCAUAUUGGAUGUUUUUUUUAGUUUGUAGGUGAAAUUUUGAGUUAUUCCCUUCCAAUGGUGCUCUUGUACAGUUGACUUUUUCAGACGAAUCGCGUUUCUGGAGAUUUCAAAUGAACCAAGCUAUCCUCACCAAAUGAAUGGUAUGAAUGGAUCAUGUUGAGUUAUUGGAGGACCUUGAUCCAUAGUUUAAGUUGUGGCACCAUGUUCUGAUUAAAAAGUCAGUUGUUCAGGUGAAUUAUGUCAAAAACCCUAAUUGUCGACCUGAUGAGAUUGAUGACUGUGGAUCUUGAAUUGAGAUACAAUUUCCAUUGGAUAUUGUCAUAGGGAUUAUUUGAAGAUGAUUGAAACCUUUGAAUGAUUCCCUGGAGCUUUUUAGGGUUUCCCAAAUGUGAUCCCUGAUUUCAGUCCCUGAUAGUUCAAAACCCUAAUGUGAUGAUUUGAAAUUUCACUGUUGAUCAAUCCUUGUGUAGGAGAUGUCUUGAGCCAAUAGAUUAGGCCAAAAUUAUGUACUUGGGGUCUUGAGGUCAUGUCCCAAGUCAUUAGGUCAAAUCCUGAGCAAAAGUCAGGGGUAUGCUAUCUUUAGUCAAAACCCUAAUCUGGUUGAUUCAAAGUCUCUGAGCUUGUUGAAAUGAAUCUUUGAGGACCAAAUGUUGAUUGUUGAUGAAGAUGGUUCAUUUGAGAUGAAGGGAGAACAAAACCCUAAUUGGUUGUUGCUUGUACUGAUGAGUGACUUCUUGUUUAAAUCCUGCUGAGUCACAAGUAACAAACACAAGCUAUGCAAUUUGUUAGAGAUGCAAAUGAUGCAUAUGCAGAUGAUAUGAGGUGGUAUCUUAGGUCAAAAAUUGGGGUAUGACAGAUGCCCCUAUUUAAGUUUCUUCAACCUGAGACAUGAAGAUUGAAAAUCUUCGUUUCGAUAGGGUGGAAGAGACUUAAAUAUCAGAAGACGCGAAUUUUGGACCUAAGAUACCAAAAUUGCGAAUGAUGCAAGGAUAUCUUUACCGAGGGGAUAUCAAGAACUGACUCCACUGGGGACAAGAGAUCGGGAAGGAUGUCUCAAUCCGUUUUAGGAAGAGAAUCCGUUUUUUUCUUUUCGGGAAAGCAAGUGUAUGCUUCACCGGGGAAUGAUAGCUUUGUAAGAAAAGCUUACCUAUCGACAUUACCGACUAUCAGCACAGGGAUAAACUUGUUAAUAAUGCGAAGGUGAAAGGUAUGAAACUGUAUUACCGACUAUCAGCAUGGUGAUAGACUUGACAUGGUAAAAAGAGUUUCAAAAGUUCGGUUAAUAUUACCGACUAUCAGCAUGGUGAUAGACAUGUUUAAUAAUAUAACCAGAACAAAAAGGUUACCAACUACCAGCCUCGUGAUAGCGAUUCUGAAGACAAGAUCAAUUAUCAGCCGAGUGAUAAAAUGAUUCUAGAGACUUUGCUAGGGAAAUUACUGGUUAUUCAGCCUUGUGAACAGUAAUAAGGCCUUGAUUGUCAAAUGGUCUUCAUGAUUGAUUUCCUUGAGAGGAAAAAGUCUUUUGGAAGAGACAUAAGCUGCUCAGAUGACGAGGCUAUUUGCUUAUUGUCUAUUUUUUUCACGACUCUGUUUUGGGAAUCGGAAUUUGAAACUCUUGGUAAAGACAGGGUUCUAUCCAAGAAUGAUUUGGAAAGAAACGGUCAAAUAAGACUUUGUACCCAAUGAGGAAUGAACUCGAAUGAAUAUUUUCUCCUUUGUUUUGAGAGGAGAAACUGAAGCAACCUUCUUCCACGAGGAAUGAUCUCAGUGGGGAACUGGAGAAAGAAGAUGUUCUUUUUGCUUAUGGGUGACAACCUUUUGGAGAGAUGACACGCCCAUACUUGUUUCUUUUCCUUUUUUUUUUCUUUUUCUUUUGAGGAUAGAUAUAUCCUAAACAAGUGAUUUUAAAGCAGACAUUGAAAAAUGCAAGAAUGCAUAAAUGACGCAAAUAUGUAUGAAUGAUGAAUGUUAUGAAUGUUGCGUGCAUGUUGACGAUACUGACAAACAAAGAAGUAUGCACUGGAGAAGGACCGACGUCGCAAUACAACCAGAUACUUGGCAAAUAUUCUUCAACACGGUGUAGAUAACACGGGUGAUGAAUGGUGUUGCAUGCUUUCAACUUCUUUGGGGAAGACAAGCAUCUUUCUUAUUGGGAUGGAAGAACUUCUUCAUUGGAGAUGAAAGAUCUUCUUCACUGGGGAUAAAAGAGCUUCCCUGCCGCAAGGGGCGAUUGGCUUAAGAAUUCUUUCCUGGGAUAAGAAUACCAUUGUCUCAUCAUCUCUUUUGAGGAAAAGAACAGUUCUGAAGGAUAAUCUUUGGUUCAUCCUAUGGAGAUAGUUGUUGAUGUUCCUUCUGUUGUUCUCAACUCAAAGGAAAGUUUCGCUUUUAUUUUGAAAAAGAAAAGUAAAUUCAUUUAAAACUUAUUUUUUCUUUUUCUUUCAAAAGUGAAUAACACAAUUAAAGCGUCAUUUUGCAAGCUAGAAGAAAUCAAGAAUUGCAAACAAAUCGGCACAAGGCUCAAAUUUAUUUAAUAGGAUGGUAACCAGCUAAAGGCGUGAUUCCAUAGAGUAUUUACAAAAGUUGGAAAUGGUAAAUAUGCGGAAAAGGCUACAUUGAAAGCAAUAACCACUAUUCUCCCUAACAACUUUGAGUUCCAACUGUGCUUGUUGCUUCAGAUUGGCGAUGAUUUGAUUGUAGAUCCUUUGAUGAAAAAGACUCCUCAGGUGACGAAGUACGGAAUGAUGCAGUUACUUUGUCAUGAAUCCCUAAUUUUUGCCUAGAUUGCCCUUUCAGGUUUUCACUCUACCAGGAUUAAUUUUUCUGUUUAUUGUCUCUAAUUUUUGCCUGGACCGCCCUUUCGGGUUUUCAGUCCACCGAGACGCUCAUUUUUGCCUAAGUCGCCCUUUGCGGGUUUUUGACUUACCGAGCUGUUCUUUUGUCCUUUUUUAGACAAAGUAUUUCUUGACUGCAUCAGCGUUCACAUGAUGUGGGAGUUCAUCACCAUCCAUGGUUGCAAGAGUCAUGGCGCCGCCAGAAAAUGUUCUUUUGACAACAUACGGGCCUUCGUAAUUAGGAGACCAUUUGCCCCUAGAAUCUGGUUGAAAAGACAAGAUCUUUUUAAGCACGAGGUCGCCUUCUUGAAAUUCACGAGGUCGAACCUUUUUGUUGAAGGCUUGUUUCAUCCUUGCUUGGUAUAACUGUCCAUGGCAUAGAGCAGUCAUACGUUUUUCUUCGAUUAAGUUCAACUGAUCGUAUCUGCUUUGACACCAUUCAGCCUCUGAUAACUUAGUCUCCAUGAGGACUCUCAUUGAUGGGAUUUCAACUUCUACGGGGAGCACAGCUUCCAUGCCGUAUACUAGAGAGAAAGGGGUUGCCCCUGUUGAAGUACACACUGAAGUACGGUACCCAUGUAAAGCAAAUGGCAACAUUUCGUGCCAGUCUUUGUAAGUGACGACCAUUUUCUGGACGAUCUUCUUAAUGUUCUUGUUAGCAGCUUCAACAGCGCCGUUCAUUUUUGGUCUGUAAGGAGAAGAGUUAUGAUGCUCAAUCUUGAAUUCCUCACAUAAUUCUUUCAUCAUCUUGUUGUUCAAGUUUGAACCAUUGUCAGUAAUGAUCUUGCUGGGAACACCAUAUCGGCAAAUGAGGUUGUUCUUGAUAAACCUCACAACCACUUGUCUUGUAACAUUGGAGUAAGAUGCUGCUUCGACCCAUUUGGUGAAGUAAUCAAUUGCCACUAAGAUGAAACGAUGACCGUUUGAAGCUUUCGGUUCGAUCAUUCCAAUCAUGUCGAUACCCCACAUGGAAAAAGGCCAUGGAGAUGAGAGAACAUUGAGUAGAGUCGGUGGCACAUGGAUCUUAUCUGCGUAGAUCUGGCACUUGUGACAUCUCUUCACGUGUUUAUAACAGUCAGAUUCCAUUGUCAACCAAUAGUAUCCUGCUCUUAAGAUCUUCUUGGACAUUGCAUGCCCAUUUGAAUGAGUUCCAAAGGACCCUUCAUGCACUUCAUGCAUUAACAUGUCUGCUUCGUGUCUGUCCACGCAUCUGAGCAAAACCAUGUCGAAGUUUCUUUUGUAUAGCACAUCUCCGUUCAGGAAGAAACUACCAGAAAGCCUCCUUAGAGUUUUCUUAUCUUUGUUUGAUGCCCCAAGCGGGUACUCUUGAGUUUGAAGGAAGCGCUUGAUGUCGUGGAACCACGGUUUAUCAUCGAUGACUGCUUCAGUUGCAAACACAUAGGCAGGCCUUUCAAGGCGCAUGAUUCUGACUUUGGGCAUAUCGUUCCAAUGACUGACUUUGAACAUGGAAGAUAGAGUAGCCAAGGCGUCUCCCAUUCGAUUCUGAUCUCGAGGUAUAUGAUGCAAUUCAACCUUGUUGAAGAAAGUCAACAGACGUCUUGCAUAAUCUCUGUAAGGAAUCAAGCCAGGGUGGUAAGUUUCCCAUUUGUCUUUGAUUUGGUUGAUCACGAGGGCUGAAUCUCCAUAUAUGUCUAGGAUCUUGAUCCUUAAGUCAAUGGCUUCUUCGAGACCCAUGAUACAAGCUUCAUAUUCUGCGAUGUUGUUGGUGCAAUCAAAUAGUAAUCUGGCAGAGAAUGGGAUAUGAGUACCCUUGGGAGUAAUGAUGAUUGCCCCAAUUCCAUUGCCAAAAGCGUUUACUGCUCCAUCAAAAAUUAGGCCCCAUCUUGAUCCAGGAUCAGGACCUUCUUCAGGUAACGGUUCGUCACAAUCUUUCAUCUUCAAGUACAUAACAUCUUUGUCAGGAAAGUCAAACUUGAGAGAUUGAUAUUCAUUAAUUGGUUGAUGCGCCAAGUGAUCGGCGAGAAUGCUUCCUUUGACCGCUUUUUGAGCACGGUACUCAAUGUCAUACUCAGAUAACAGCAUUUGCCAUCGGGCAAUCCUUCCUGUUAAGGCAGGCUUUUCAAAGAUAUACUUGAUUGGAUCCAUUUUGGAGAUUAACCAAGUAGUAUUGUUGAUCAUGUAUUGGCGGAGACGUUUUGAAGCCCAAGCCAAAGCACAACAUGUUUUUUCGAGCAUGGAGUAACGAGACUCACAAUCUGUGAAUUUCUUACUCAGGUAAUAGAUGGCAUGCUCCUUCUUACCGGUUUCAUCUUGCUGUCCAAGCAUACAACCCAUGGAUUCUUCCAACACGGUAAGGUACAUGAUUAAUGGUCUUCCUUCAACUGGAGGAAUUAAUAUUGGUGGUUCUAAGAGGUACUCUUUGAUACUGUCGAACGCUUUCUGGCAAUCUUCAGUCCAUACAACCCCUUGAUCUUUGCGGAGAAGCUUGAAAAUUGGCCCACAAGUAGCAGCCAUUUGAGAGAUAAAUUUGGAGAUAUAGUUUAAUCGUCCGAGAAAUCCUCUUACUUGCUUUUCAGUUUUUGGUGCAGGCAUCUCUUGAAUAGCUCUGACUUUGUCGGGAUCUACUUCAAUACCUCUUUGGCUGACAAUGAAACCCAAGAGUUUUCCAGAUCUAACCCCAAAAGUACAUUUGUUAGGAUUCAAGCGAAGCUGAUAUUUCCUUAGUCGUUGAAACAACUUCAAAAGGUAUUCAAGAUGUUCUUGCUCUGUGCUGGACUUGGCUAUCAUAUCGUCCACAUAAACUUCAAUUUCUUUAUGCAUCAUGUCAGGAAAGAGAGUAGUCAUUUCCCUUUGGUAAGUUGUGCCUGCAUUCUUUAAUCCAAACGGCAUCACUUUGUAGCAAAAGGUACCCCAUGGGGUGAUGAAAGAUGUCUUCUCCAUGUCUUCGGGAGCCAUCUUGAUCUGAUUAUAACCAGAGAACCCGUCCAUGAAGGAAAAGACGUUGAACUUAGCGAUGUUAUCAACCAGCAUGUCAAUAUGUGGUAAUGGAAAGUCAUCUUUUGGACUGGCCUUGUUCAAGUCACGGUAGUCAACACACAUUCUGACUUUGCCAUCUUUCUUCGGAACUGGCACUAUGUUGGCCAACCAUUGAGGAUACUCGGAGGUGACAAGAAAACCUGCGUCGAGUUGCUUUUGAACUUCUCUUUUGAUCUUGUUAUCCAUAUCAGGGUGAGUCCUUCGCAAUUUCUGCUUAACUGGCGGACAUUCCGGCUUCAAUGGCAAGUAAUGCUGAACAAUAUUGGUAUCCAACCCAGGCAUGUCUUGGUAGGACCAGGCAAACACGUCAACAUAUUCUUUGAGAAGGUCUGUCAACUUACUCUUGAUAUCAGCAUCAAGCAGCGAUCCAAUGGUCACUUCUUUUUUGUCUUCUUCAGAACCCAAAUUGAUCUUUUCUAGAGGCUCUUUGUGAGGCAAAAUGGUUCUUUCCUCGUGCUUAAGUAAUCGGGAGAUCUCGUCUGGGAUCUCUUCUUCUUCCUCUUCUUCGGCUUCGAACACAGGAAACUCAAAGUUGGGAGAGGGCAUAGGGUUAUUGCAUUCAAUGGGUUUAUCAAUAGUUAAUCUGCACAUAUGAUUUAUAUUUAUUUCAGAAAAUUUAUGAAUGCAAGAGUGUAUGCAGAUUAUUGAAAAAGUUUUUUUUUUGGUUUUUUAGGAUUACCAUUUCAAGAAAAAAGCAAAAAAAUAAAACACAUAGUGUAGGGAUUUCAAAAUGACACUUUAUUUAUGAUUCAUUUUUUAAACAAAGCCCUAAACACAAACUCAUUUGUCUUGGGCAGGACAAAGAGGGAAACUUUUAAAAACAAAGCCCUAUACACAAACUUAUUUGGGCAAAACACUUAAAAGCAAAGCCCUAUAAAACAUCUCUCUGCUUUGGGCCAGGCAGGAGGUCAAAAUAACAGCGAGGUGAUUACUUCGAGCGGCGAACAACAUUCGGAACGUCGACAGCUUUCCAGUAGCAACGAACUCCUCUGUGUAUUAUGUAUUCAGGAAAAUUUUCCUCAUAAUUAUCUUCAGUAUUGACAUUGACCGCUGGUCGAGCAGGAUUUGAAGGUCCUGGUUUGUCAACCUUGUUCUUUGUAGAGUUGAAACGGUCUUCUUCUACUUCUUCAAGAGCAUAAGAUGAGUCACAAUCUUCAGAAUUUUCAGGAUGUAAUUCCCAGUCCUCAAGAUGAAGAGACUCAUUGUCAGAGACACUUUCCGAGUCAACUGCGGGGCCAUCUUCCCCUUCAUCUUCAAAAAUGGCAUUUAUGUGAUAAUAACCAUCUUCAGGAUUAUAAAUCUUGGUAGAUGCGUUGAAGCCGAAAUCUUCAGUAAUUUCAGGCUGCUGAGAAAAUUGAGAGGGCUGAUAAGCCUCUUCUGGUUGACUAUUAUAUUCAAAGGGAUCUCCCUAUCCAGUUGGUUGGAUGUCCUCAAUUGAAAUCUUUGAACUUUCAGGUGCAGUAUAUUUCACCAUAUAAUCAUAUUUGCCACUUGGUUGUCCCAAGGUGUCCCAGACCUCUGCAGGGAUAAGCGGAGUUUCAUUAGCACUUAUUUUGACUUUGCCUCUGGGUUUCUCUGAAGGAGAAUAGAACGGUGCAUAUGGUUCUUCCUGAGAUAUGUAUCCUGAGUCAUUGAGAUAACAUUUCCAUUCUUCUUCAGGAUCGGGCAGACCUUCUUCGAUACAUUCUUCAAUAAGGACAUUAACCUCUUGAGGAACCGGGUUAAGGAACCCUCCACUAAUGAAUGUUUCUUUGAUCGGACGAAGGGUUUCAUCCUUCUUGGUGCAGUUUGAGAACGUUGGCAAACAUCCGAGUCUUGCUCUGGUUUCAUUCUUGGUAGGGAUCCACCACUUGCCCCCAGCCAGUGGUAGUUCCAUCUUUCACUACUUUUACUGCCUCUUUGUAAGAAGAGAUUGAUGCUUUCUUUUUGGAAGAUUCGUCUUCUAAAGAGAGACCUUGGAACUGCGUUCCUUCCACAUUAUCAGCACUUAUGAAAGAGAAAUUGGAUAAAUGGCUCACCAUCAAGGCUUGUUCCCCACUUAUUGUUACCAAUUUUCCAUUUGUUACAAAUUUUAACUUUUGAUGGAGCGUAGAAGUUACUGCCCCUGCUUCAUGGAUCCAUGGUCAUCCUAACAAACAGCUAUAAGCAACUUGAAUGUCCAUGACCUGGAAGGUGAUUUGAAAUGUAUGUGGACCAAUUGUCAUGGGAAGGUUGACUUCGCCGAUAACAGAUUUUCGCGAUCCAUCAAAUGCUUUGACUACCACACCACUGAACUUCAUAGGCAUUCCUUGGUAGGACAAGCGAGCAAGAGUCAUCUUCGGCAUCACAUUCAAGAAAGAUCCGGUGUCUACCAGUACAUUAGACAAAGAGUCUGACUGACAGUUCAUAGAAAUGUGCAGAGCAAGAUUGUGAGUUCUGCCUUCCUCGAGAAGUUCUUCAUCACAGAAGCUUAAAUUGUUGCUGUUAGAACAAGAAUUGUUCUGAUCAAUAAUCUUAGUUUUGAUGAUAACAAUAUAUAUGAAUUUUGCUCAAGAUAAUGUGGUACUCUAAUCCUAUGCAAUUUCCUUUUCAGGAAAUAUAUAAAGAGUAUGCACAAAUCAGCGCUAAGAAGCUUUGACUCAGAAGGUUCAGUAUGCAACUUCAGCACAUGGUCUGGCAAGACAUCAGAAGAUGGUCAAGCAGAAUCAGAACAUGGUCUAUAGAAGCAUCAAAAGAACUUGAGUUCAGAAGCGGAAGCACUGAAGUCAUGGAAUCACGCUCAGAAGCAUAUCAAGAUCAAAGGAUCAGAAGAUGCUCUGCACCAAGCUGUUUGUACUCUGAUGAUUUUCAACGAAGUAUUUACAAAGAACAAAUCAGAAUCAAGUACUAGAUGGCAGGCUACGCUGACUGACAAAAGGAACGUUAGAAGCUAUAUUAGGCACACAUCACAUGCUCAAAGCUUUCACAUAACACACACCAAGAAGCAUGUGACAAAACCUAAGAAAUAUCAUGGAACUCAGAACAUAAACUAUCAUUCUGUUCCUCCUAUUUCAUAUAAUGCUAAAUCCAAGUUAAAUCAGAACUUGAGGAAAACUAACAAGAAAGGACCCAAGAAGAUGUGGGUACCUAAGGAAAAGAUUAUUCCUAUUGCAGAGAUCCUUGGCUGCAAAGAAGGAAAAGCACAACAUGUCAUGGUACCUGGACUCUGGAUGCUCGCGACACAUGACAGGAAGAAGGUAUAUGUUCCAAGACCUGGUGCUUAAAUCUGCUGGAGAAGUGAAGUUUGGAGGAGAUCAGAAGGGCAAAAUUAUUGGCUCAGGAACUAUAAAGUCUGGUAACUCUCCUUCUAUUUCUAAUGUUCUUCUAGUAGAUGGAUUAGCUCAUAACUUACUGUCCAUAAGUCAAUUAAGUGACAAUGGUUAUGACAUGAUCUUUAAUCAAAAGCCUUGCAAGGCUGUAAGUCAGAAGGAUGGCUCAAUCCUAUUUACAGGCAAGAGAAAGAACAACAUUUAUAAGACAGAUCUUCAGGAUCUUAAGAAUCAGAAGGUGACUUGUCUUAUAUCUGUUUCUGAAGAGCAAUGGGUCUGGCACAGAAGAUUAUGACAUGCUAGUUUGAGAAAGAUUUCUCAAAUUAACAAACUAAAUCUUGUCAGAGGACUCCCUAAUCUGAAAUACAAAUCAGAUGCUCUUUGUGAAGCAUGUCAGAAGGGCAAGUUCUCCAAACCUGCAUUCAAGUCUAAGAAUGUUGUCUCUUCCUCAAGGCCGUUAGAACUUUUGCACAUUGAUCUGUUUGGCCCAGUCAAAACAGCAUCUGUCAAAGGGAAGAAAUAUGGAUUAGUCAUCGUUGAUGAUUAUAGCCGCUGGACAUGGGUAAAGUUCUUGAAACACAAGGAUGAGUCUCAUUCAGUGUUCUUUGAAUUCUGCACUCAGACCCAAACUGAGAAGGAGUGUAAAAUCAUAAAGGUCAGAAGUGAUCAUGGUGGUGAAUUUGAGAACAAAUUCUUUGAGGAGUUCUUCAAAGAAAAUGGUAUUGCCCAUGAUUUCUCUUGUCCUAGAACUCCACAACAAAAUGGAGUUGUAGAACGAAAGAAUAGGACUCUACAAGAAAUGGCCAGAACCAUGAUCAACGAAACCAAUAUGGCUAAGCACUUCUGGGCAGAAGCAAUAAACACUGCAUGUUAUAUUCAGAAUAGAAUCUCUAUAAGACCUAUUCUAAAUAAGACUCCUUAUGAAUUGUGGAAGAACAGAAAGCCCAACAUUUCAUAUUUUCAUCCUUUUGGAUGUGUUUGUUUUAUUCUGAACACUAAAGAUCAUCUUGGUAAGUUUGAUUCUAAGGCACAAAAAUGUUUCCUUCUUGGAUAUUCUGAACGCUCUAAAGGCUACAGAGUAUACAAUACUGAAACAUUGAUUGUAGAAGAAUCAAUCAAUAUCAGGUUUGAUGAUAAGCUUGGUCUUGAAAAGCCAAAGCAGUUUGAAAAUUUUGCAGAUAUUGAUAUUGAUAUCUCAGAAGUUGAAGAACCAAGAAGAAAAGUUUCAGAAGCUGAAAACCAAAGCAGCAAAGAAUCAGAAGAUCAAAUUGCUGCAUCCUUGGAAAAUCUGAGAAGUUCUGAAGAACCAACUAUCAGAAGAUCAUCUAGACUCACAUCUGCUCACUCAGAAGAUGUCAUUAUUGGAAAGAAAGAUGAUCCAAUAAGAACCAGAGCGUUCUUAAAAAGUGAGAAUCAGAAUCUGCUCUCAGAAGCUAAAAACUAAAAGUCUUGUUGUCAUCAGCAUCUGAAAGCAAGACGACAGCUGUAAUCUGGUAUCUUCUAGCUGUAAACUCGUGUUGGCUACAGGUAAAAGCGUGCAUCUGAAGGGACGUCUUCCUAGGUAACUGUGUAAAUCGUUUCAGAAGUCACUCUCUCACCUAGCGUCAUUCCUCAUUAAAUGCAAUUGAUUUUAUUUGAUUUUGUAACUGUUCACUGUCAUAAAAUGCAUUACAUUGUCUUUUCAAAUCCGUGUCUAUAAGUUCAUUUCAAAUUCUUUUUGGGUUUCUUUUCGCUCUCUUUUCAUUUUCCUUUGUGUAUGCAUUUCUGCAAUCUGUUCUCUCUUUUCUCUAACCCUAAGCGAAAACCAAGUUCUUGUUCUUCUCUCAAAGUUGCUCAAAUGGCUGCCUCAUCAUCUCUCAAUGCUGGUCCCUCUGCACCCAUUCAUCCUCGCGAAGGAGAACAACCGUUGGUUCCGGUCAUCACUUGCUCAAUCCCUAAAGACAAGUUGGAAGUUAUCUGUGAACUCAUGGUUGAUUUUGACAGUCUUGAAGAACAUGAGUUUCGUCUUAAGGAGGACAUGAUUUUUCAGGGAUGGACAUCACUUUUUGCUGAGUUCUGUGGUCCUACUUACCCAGAUUUAGUGAAGGAAUUCUGGAUUCAUGCCGUCGUCACUCCUACCUCCAUCCUAUCUUUUGUUCAUAAAAAAUUUGUGGUGGUAACAGAAGCAAUUCUGAGAAUGAUGUUUGAUCUCAGAACCGCUGAAGGAGCUUUUGAACUUAAUAAAAGAGAAGACUAGGAUGACGUUCUAUCCACUCUCUAUGAUGGAGGAAAAUACAACAAGCCUGUUAAAGAUUUGAAGCUCAUUUAUCAAAUCUAGACAAAGAUUCUCUUGGGGUGUUUCUAUCACAGGAAAUCAACCCACUCUGCUGAUUAUGUGAACAAGGAGCAACAAUACAUUCUGUAUUGUAUUGCUACCCAGAAGAAAGUUGAUGUUAUUCACAUCAUUUUCAAACACAUGUGUAAGACUGUAAAAGAAUCUAGGGAUACCUUCAAAUCGAAAAAGAGCUACAUCAUUCCGUUUGGAAGAAUCUUUACAAAUCUUCUGGUCCACUCCAAAAUUGUGGAAAGUCUGGAAUCAGAAGGAACCAUUAAAGAUCUUGCAGUUUGCUCAGGAAGCUGCUUGAAUGCUCUUACCUUGAGAAAGAUGAAUGUAAUCAGUUCUAUAAAGAACGUUCCUAAGCCUCUUUCUGGAGUUGAAGACAAAAGGGAUCCUAUUCUUGCUGAAUUUGAAUCCCUCUUCAGAAAUGAGAUUCCACAAGUUAGGACAAGGUAUCUCAACUCUCUCAAUGAAGAAGAUGUCCAAACUGUCCCUGAAAAAGGCAAAAGGAAAAGAGCUCCUUCUUCAAAAGCUGCUGACUUAGAAGAAGUCCCUGAACCUGCUCAGAAAGCUGUUGUCAACAAAGAAAGAAGGACUAAAAGGAAGCUUGACCGUUCCUCUGGUAGUCAGGAUAAAGAAGUUCUUACAGAAGUUGUUCCUGUAGCUACUGACAGUUCUGCUACACUUGAAGCUAUAGUUGAAUCAGAAGCAGCGUCUGAGAAAACAGCAGAAAAGGAAGAAGAUGUUGCUGUUGAGAAAAAGAAAAAGAAAAAGGCAUCUAAAGUUGUUGUUGUUCAAAAAGUUGCUGAGAAGAAGAAGAGAAGAAGAAUGAUUGUGACUGAUAGUGAGGAGGAAGAAGGUGCCUCAGAAGCUGUAGAAAAGGAAGAAGACAGUCGAAUGGUUGCCAGAAGAAAAGAAAUUGCUUCUGGAAAAGCAAAGGUAGUGGAAGAGAAGAAAUCCAAGAAGCAGAAGCGCCGUGAAGCUGAACUUGCUGCUCUUCAGAAUGUUUCUAAAGGUAUUGUCUUCUCUGAACUUGUUUCUGCACCUGCUUAUCAAUCAGAAGUUGCACCAAUAUCUGUUGCCCCUCCUUCUGAAGUUCUAAACCAACCAGAAACAGUCCCAACAGAAUCACCCAUUCUUGUCCAUGCUCUCAUUCCUCCCUCUCCUUCUCAAAUAAACACUGUAUCUGACCAAGUCAUUGAACCCACUGUUCUUGACAUACAACCCCUCCAAACUGUCAUUCCUCUCACAACAUCUUCACCCUCGUCUCUAUCUCCUCCUUCUGAAAAUAAUGAACCCAUUCCCUCCACCUCACUAAAUAAUUUUUCAGAAACCGUAGAAAAUUUCCUUUUUCCACUUAACCGUGAUCCGCAGCCCUACUCCAUACUAAAACCAGAUUUUGGUCUACACAAAAUCAAACCUCGUCGUCCCUACAGUAUUGAUGUACGCUUUACAAUUGUAAAGCAGCUUGUAGACAGAGGUGUGGAAGUCCUUCGUGCAGCUCAUCACGGUGGAAUAGAUGAUGAAGCAAUGCGAAAGAUCUGGCGGUCCUUUAGAUUCAUGUCUGAUGUUGCCUUUAAAGCCCUUCAGGAGUCUUGUGAAUAUCUUGCUCCAAGACCUAAAAGGUUUCUAAGGGAUGCUGAAGAUUUUUGGUUUACUAGUUGUAGUGGCCGAUUCUGCUUUGAAGAGAAAAAAUUCAUUGAUGAGCUUGAAUUAGCAAGGCUCCUUGCAGAACUGGAAGCGAAUCCCUACAGAACUCUUGUGGUCUGGCGACCAAAGUUCAUGGUUCUGACUGGUGACUUUCAGGGGCUGUUCAACUGGUUCAGAAUGAACCCUUCUGAAAGUGCUCCUGAUAUGGACUUUCUAGUAGUGGUCUAUCCUGCAGCUGUUGCUGGUCCUCCUUCUCCAACAAAUCUUGCAACCAUUCUUCAAGCCCUGGAAGAUGGAAAUUCUGAGUUCCCAGAACCAGAAUAUGCUGAAGCUAUUUCUGAGUCUGACUCAGAUGUAGAGAUGGAAGAUGCUGAAGAGAUUGUCUGUUCUCAUUCAGAAGAUCAUCCUGCUGAGAAUGUGGUGGUACAUUCUGAUGAUCUCCCUGAAGAGACUACCAUGGAAGCAGCAGUGGAGAAUGCUAUGCCAGUCAACAGAAGUCUGGAAGUUUCUUCUUCUGGUGAACCCUCCUAUCUGGUGCGGACUUUGGAGGCCAUGCAGAAGAAUCAAAAUGACCUGGCUUCUCGUCUGGAUAGGCAAGAUGAGACCAAUGCAGAGUUCAGAGCCUUCAUGGCAAGGCAGACUGAGAGCAACAAUGGGAUCCAUGAGACACUAGCCAAGAUUUUGUCAAAGCUAGGGUCUUAGUCUUUGUGUCUUAGUUGUCUUCUGUUUGUUUGUUGCAUCUGCUUCCUGCAUAACUCUUGUACUUCCGCUUAUUUUAUCAAUGACUAUUUGGUUCUCUUUCCAUUUGUCCUGUGGUUACAUCUGAAUCUUUUACAUUCUUUUUGAUGUUAUGACAAAAAGGGGGAGAAAUAGUGAUAAAUGAUUUGAUUUAUAUUAGCAGUUGCCGGGAAGAAAGCCCCCACAUUACUAACAGAAGCUGAGAGCUUCAUAUGUUUCUAAGUUGUGUUGUUGCAGGAAUUGAAGAUUCAAGAUCAAUAAGCAACAAGAUGAAUCAAGUUCUUGGAUUCUUGAAGCAAGCUGAGUGCUAUGAAGCUUCAGAAUCAGAAGCAAGAAGGAAGAAUGUUCAGAUAUUCUAAUGAUAGAAUAUGUUCUGAUACAUUCUAUAUGGCUUAUAUGGCUCUGAUACAUAUUAUGUGUUCUGAAACAUAUUUUAUGUUCUGAUUCAUUCAUGCUGACUUUUGUCGUUUAGUUUUGUUCUGUAACAUUUCAGGAUGUAGAGAUGCUCUGAUGAUGCUCUGGUACAUUCAACAAUGUUCUGAUACAAUCUAGCAUGAAGUGAUGUAAGAAGAAAUUCAAGCUCUGAAGCUGUCCGCUGAAAGCAAGAAUCAGAAGCUAUGAAUGUUCCGAGGAUCAAAGAAAUUCAAGUUCUGAAGCUGUCCGAUGGAAGCAGGAAUCAGAAGCUGUGAAUGUUCUGAGGAUCUAAAGAAAUUCAAUGUUCUGAAGCUGUCCUAUGGAAGCAGAAAUCAGAAGCAGUGAAUGUUCUGAAGUUCAAGCAUAUGUGAACGUCUCUACUGAAAUACUCAGGGAAGUCUUUUAUUUAUAAAAUUCUUCUAGUAUUAAUUUCAGGGGGAGAUUGUUAAUCUCAGGGGGAGACACAUUCACAUUAUGUUUAUAUGCUUAUGCUGUAACUGUGUAAUUGUCUUUUGCCGUCUGUUAUUCUGAUUGCAAAUUCAUAUCAUUUAUAUAUGUUUUUGUCAUCAUCAAAAAGGGGGAGAUUGUUAGAACAAGAAUUGUUCUGAUCAAUAAUCUUAGUUUUGAUGAUAACAAUAUAUAUGAAUUUUGCUCAAGAUAAUGUGGUACUCUAAUCCUAUGCAAUUUCCUUUUCAGGAAAUAUAUAAAGAGUAUGCACAAAUCAGCGCUAAGAAGCUUUGACUCAGAAGGUUCAGUAUGCAACUUCAGCACAUGGUCUGGCAAGACAUCAGAAGAUGGUCAAGCAGAAUCAGAACAUGGUCUAUAGAAGCAUCAGAAGAACUUGAGUUCAGAAGCAGAAGCACCGAAGUCAUGGAAUCACGCUCAGAAGCAUAUCAAGAUCAAAGGAUCAGAAGAUGCUCUGCACCAAGAUGUUUGUACUUUGAUGAUUUUCAACGUAGUAUUUACAAAGAACAAAUCAGAAUCAAGUACUAGAUGGCAGGCUACGCUGACUGACAAAAGGAACGUUAGAAGCUAUUAAAGGCAAUGUCAGUAGUCACAGCAAAAGCAAGGCUCGAGGUAGUUGACAAAACAGUGAAACAUUAAAUGCAAUGCUGUACGGAAUACGCAAAGCAUUAAAUGCUCCCAACGGUCAUCUUCUCAAACGCCUAUAUAAAUGAAGUUCUGAUGAGAAGCAAGGUUACCAAUUUCUUGACAAUUUCUGUGAAUAUUAACUUGCUGAAACGCUGUUCAACUCAAAGCUCAGAAACUUCAUCUUCAUCAAAGCUCACUACAUUGCUGUUGUAAUACUUUAGUGAGUCUAAGCUUAAAUCUGUAAGAGAAAUAUCACAGUUUGUGAUUAUCGCUUUUAAGAAGCAAUUGUAAUACUCUUAGAAUUUGUUUACAUUAAUUUGUAAAGGACUAGAGUGAUCGGGUUGUGAUCAGUAUACUCUAGAGAAGUCUUAGAAGGUCUCUAAGCAGUUGUUACUAGAGUGAUCGAGUUGUGAUCAGUAUACUCUAGAGAAGUCUUAGAAGGUCUCUAAGCAGUUGUUCCUAGAGUGAUCAAGUUGUGAUCAGAAGACUCUAGAAGACUUAGAAGUUGUCUAAGUGGAAAACCAUUGUAAUCUCGUGUGAUUAGUGGAUUAAAUCCUCAGUUGAGGUAAAUCAACUUGUAUAGGGUGGACUGGAGUAGUUUAGUUAACAACGAACCAAGAUAAAAAUACUUGUGCAAAUUAUUUUUAUCUUACGAGUUUUUGAAACUACACUUAUUCAAACCCCCAUUUCUAAGUGUUUUUCUAUCCUUCAGUUGCAAGCUGUUAUGUUGGCUAUUAUCCCAUCAAAAUGGUCAACAGUCACAUCAUGAUCCGCAAAAGCUUGAUCUAAGACUCUCAUCAGGGCUUCCCUGUGGGCUUCAGAGUUUAAAAGCAAUGAAAGUAUUGAGAUCUUUGAAGGAGUCUGCAUAAGCUGAUCCACAAUCUUGUAUUCGCUUCUUUUGAUAAGCUUCAAAAUUUCAUCAAAGUCAGGAUUGACAUUGGUUCCACUGGAUUGGCCAACAUCAGUACUUGUAUUACUGACAGGAGUUUCCUCAGGAUUCCUUAUUGGUGUAUCGACAGGAUUUUGCCUGGUUGCAGGAGCAAUAGGCUGCUUUGGAGGUGGUAGAGUGUACACACGUCCACUUCUUGUUACUCGACUUACAUCAGCGAUGUUUACGACAGAUGAAAGGAUAGGUAAAGGAACUUCUUGUCCAUCCUUUAUCAUUGUUGCAUUGUAGUUGUAGGGAACUGCCUUAUCAGAGUCAUAGGGAACAGGUCCACGUAGACAAAUGAUCAGAGGAGCAACAGGAACCUUUGGCUUGUUGUAAGUAACUUCUAUGCGCUCGGGCAUGUUGAAAUGAGGAACGAUGACGUUAACUUUAGACAUUUCCGAGUUGAUAUCUGAGACUAAAAGCUCAUGCGGAUAACAUCCUAUCAUGUUAACUUCAUCUUCAUUCCUAUUUCUGUAGAUCUGAAUAGUACCAUUAUCUAGCAAAACUUGAAGAUCUCUUCUCACAGUCGAACAUCCAUGAGGAUCUACACAACAUAUGCUACAGGAACCGUAGUGAUGCUGGCGAAAAUUCUCCCUUUGACAGAGAGUGGCGUGCAUUUGUACCAAAUCUGCUCUUGAGAAAUUGAUGUCAUAGAUUCGGUAUGGACCAGGACAUCCAUACACCAUGUUUACAACCUGCCCUCCAUGAUUGGGCAGCGGAUUUGCUUGCACAUUUGGAUUCAAAUUUCUGAAAGAGAGGAGAUUGGAUCUAACCAACCUCUGAACUUCAUAUUUCAAAGCUAUGCAAUGCUCAAGAUCAUGGCCAGGUGCUCCUUGAUGAUAAGGGCAUGAGACCUCAGCUUUGUACCACCAUGGGAGUUUCUCAAGUAUUGGUGGUGGUGCUUUAGUUUGAACAAGAACUCUUUCAACCAAGGCAGGGUACAACUCUGUGUAGGUCAUUGGAAUUGGAUCAAACUGUGGAGCUCUUUGCACACGAUUCUGAUUAUUGUUGAACUGCUGAGCCUGUUGUCGAGGCUGUUGUUGUUGAAACUGCGGGGUAAAUCCCGGAUUCGGUGCUGUAUUAACAACUGGCGCAAUAGCAGCAAUCUGUCGUUGACGAUUGACAUUUCCUCUUGGCUUUCCUUGGGAUACCAUGUCAACACUUUGUUCUUUCUUCUUUGGGAAACCACUUCCAAACUUUUUGGUUCCGCUUGAAGAUCCACCUUCUUUAGUUAGACGUCCAUUUCGGACUCCUUCUUCUAGACGCAUCCCCAUGUUUACCAUUUCGGUGAAAUCACUUGGAGCACUAGCAAUCAUGCGUUCAUAAUAAAACGAACUGAGAGUAUUCAAAAAGAUCUUUGUCAUCUCUUUCUCUUUUAACGGUGGAUUAAUCUGAGCAGCAGUUUCUCUCCAUCGUUGGGCAUAUUCUUUGAAAGCUUCAUGAUCUUUCUGAGCCAUGGAUCGAAGCUGAUCUCUGUCUGGAGCCAUAUCCGAGUUGUAUUUGUAUUGUCGGACAAAGGCCUCACCUAGGUCGUUGAAAGUCCGAAUGUUAGUGCUAUCCAAACCUGUGUACCACUUCAGUGCGGCACCAGUCAAACUGUCUUGAAAGUAAUGGAUGAGCAACUGAUGAUUAUCUGCAUAAGUAGACAUCUUCCUAGCAUACAUCACAAGAUGGCUUUGUGGAUAAGAACUACCUUUGUACUUCUCAAAGUCUGGGACCUUGAAUUUAGCAGGUAUUUGUACACUGGGAACUAAGCAUAGCUCCUGGGCAUUCUUCCCGAAAAAGUCUUUCCCAUGAAUAGCUUUAACUUCUAGCUGUAUCUUGUUAAACUGCUCUUGGAGAUCUUCCACAAGGUUUCGCUGAUUUGUGCUAUCACCUUGGUCAUGAUAAAUCUCAUUGCCUUCAUAAGGAAUAGUGUGAACCAUAGGAGUCGCAACUGUCAUAGUGGGUUGAGAGAGUGCCAUAGUGAUCUGAGAAAACACUACCCCCUGAUUUGGAGUGAACAGUGAACUUUGUGCAGCGGGCGCUUCAGUUGUGGAUGUUGGAAUCCCAGAGAAAUUAUGGCGAAAACCCGUACCAAAGCUGAAAGGCGUGCCCCAACCUUCUGGCAUGGAGAAAGAUGGAAUGCUGAAUGCAACUGUAGAGACUGGAGUAGUGACUUCAGAUGUCACUGUUGCUUGACUGUUGGGUGGCAGCGGCUGAUUCUGUGCGGCCAUUAAGGAGUCAACCAGAGUAGUGAGACUUUCCAACUUUUCUUGAAGGGUGGCAACUGUACCACGGAGCUCAAUAUUCUCUUGUUCAGAGUGUUCCAUUACUCUUCUUCUGCUUGAACGAGUAUUGUAUUUGUGAUCUGAUUGCGAGCGCGGUCGAGAAACUUUGAGACGCGAUAGCUUGACGAUCUAAUGGAAGAAAAUCCAAAAGAUAAGACUCUAGACAACAGACUCGAUAUGCAGAAUGAUGUAUGCAAAAAAGAAGUUUAUGAUUUUUUCCAAAUAUUUUAAAGAUUAUUUUCUUGCAAACAUUGGAACACAAACUGUAAUUUUAUUGAAAUUAUGGGAAAAUGUUACAACAUUGGAGCAUAGCUCCUACAGAAGCAAAUGAUAAGUAAAAAGCUAAACAAUCCUAAGCAUCUUCAUCAGACGAAGAACCAAAUGCGUUGUGCAGCUUGAGCUUCAGGAUUUCUUUCCCAUAGUAAGCUUUCAACUCGGCCUUUUCGGUCCUCAGCUUGUCAACAACAUUCUUCCAGUCGUCAGGCGUUGGAGCGUUGCUUGUUGAGCCUUCAAGCUUUUUCUUGCUUUCUUUGAUGUACCUCUUGAUUGCAGCGUCUUUCUGACGGAUCUUCUCAUCUUUACUCAUGAGCCAUCCAUCUUGACAGUAGAGGGUUUCCUCGUGAUCUUUCACUCGUUUCUUCAACCUUCUGUUUUCCACAUCGGUCUUACGAAACUUAUCUUCCCAAGCAUCUUUAUCUAACCUCAUCUUGGCUAAAGUGUCUUGGUAUUCCUCCAUAGUGUAAAUGGGAAUGUUGGGCAGUUGAGAUACCACAGGAAACACGGGUUUUUCAUAAGCAUAAGGCAUUUGAAACUCCUUUGCUCUUUUCUUUACCCAGCAGGUGUAGGCGUCCAUGGCAAUGCAAUUUCUUGCCCCACCUUUUUCUUUCCAUCAGACGUCGUACCAAGCUCUCACCGUUCUUGUUUUCAACCUCUGAGGAUCGUCCCCUUCUUGAUAGAAGUAGCCUUCCACUGUGGGACCAAUGGGUUUAGUUGAAUUUGCAUACCCGAGUUGUCGUCGGGCUAAGACCGGAUUGUAGUUAAUUCCUCCUUGUGUACCAAUGAGGGGUACGUUGGCGAACUCUCCACAACUAUCAAUGGUUUCUGUACCACAGCGAGCCAAGGUAUACCAAUGAAUAUCAUUAUUAGUAAGAGACAUAAGUCUUCGAGGCCAACGCAAACCUUCUCGGUUUUCCGUGAAGAUAGGAGACUCAGGUAAGUGUGAAACAAUCCAUUUGAACAACAGAGGUGCACAACAUACAAUGAUUCCACCGCCUUGGCGAUUCCUAUGAUGGACAGAGAAAUACAUGUCACCAAGCAAAGUCGGAACAGGAUUUCCAUUCAAAAAGAUUUUUAUGGCGUUGAUAUCAACAAAGUCGUUGACGUUGGGAAACAGAACCAACCCAUAGAUGAGCAAGGCUAGUAUAGCUUCGAAAGCUAUCAUGCUACCAGUUUCGACGAAAUCAAAGGGUUUCUUCAUUAGGAAGUGUGAAGUUAAACCCGGGAGGUUUCCUUUGGUAGUCCAAUUACUCUCUACUUCAGAUUUCUUCAAGUGGAUACCUGCUGCAAUGACUGGUGACUUAGGAAUGGCUUCCAAACCAUUGAAAGGUAUUUUGUCAGACACGGGAAUACCCAAAAGAUUGGCAUAUUCUUCCAAGGUUGGUACCAACUGGUAGUCUGGAAAGGUGAAACAUCGGUAGACGGGAUCAUAGAACUGAACCAGAGUUUUGAGAAGUCCUUCAUCAACAUGAGUGUUCAAGAUAGGCAAAAGCUUUCCAUAACUUUUCCUAAAACCGGAAGGAUCUUGUACAGAAGAUGCUAACUCUCUCAGUUUUUCCACAUCAGGCGCUUUGAAACCGUACUUUUUGGUAUGCCUUUUUACCCCUUCCAUAACUUAAUCCUUAAAAGUUUGCAAAGAAAAUUCUCUAAAUUUUUGGAAAAAUCAUGUUUUUAUGGAAAAAGAUGGGUUUUUUAAUGAAUGUAUGAAUGCAUGGAUGCAUGGAUGCCACAUAUUCAAACAUGGUAAAGCAAACAUGGUAAUGCAAACAUGGUAACGCAAACAUGGUAUUGCAAACAUGGUAUUGCAAACAUGGUAAUACAAACAUGGUACACAUAGGUUCAAAGGUCCAGCGUCACGAGCAUGAGGUCAGAGAACCCAACAUGGGAUGGUACUAGGGGUUAAUCACCUGCACAACAUGUUCUACUGAUACGUCAGAGUCUACAUUUUUCUUUCGGAUAUUACCGGCUUGCACAACUGAACUUGUGAGCUAGCAGUAUUCUCAAGAAAAACUCGUCAUGAGUGUGGCUCUCCGCAUGACAACUAAUCCAAGUCUUCACCUGAAUAGUUUCUGCGCCACAACCUAAUAAGGCCAGGAUGGGUUGGGGUUCUACGGCCAACUCAGCUUCUACAGUUCAAUGAAAGCAAUAAUGUCUUCGCUACGAAACAUGCUAAACAUAUAUUACCAACAAGGAACCUCCACUGAGCGAAAGGAUUCUCAUGCCAGCUUUUUAAGGACUAAACUCCUUGUAUGCCAUACAUGACUAUACCCUCCACCUAAUUCUUAUGUGUACUUAAUCCGGGUUAGGAUUUGUCCAUAAUGUAUCCCUUGUAACAGAACCACACAAGUAACAGAACCAGAACCACACAUGUAACAAAAAAGAAAUGAAAAAUAUAGUAAAUAGAAUUAACCCUUCCUUUGGAAACAAUAAAAAGAUGGUCUCUUUGUCCCCAGUGAAGUCGCCAUUUUUCUGUCGCGGGGAAAAAUCAUUGUUUUGUGGGAUGAGACACCUGAUGCCUUCUUUGGGCUCGAGUGCUCAAGAAAAGAUUUUUCUUUGUUUUUGUCACGACCAAACUUUUUAUUGUUUCCAAAGUAGGAAAAGGAAAAAAGCUGCAAUAACCUUAAAAGUGGGGGAGAGAUUUCGGGUAAGAGGGUUGGUUAUACGAGGGGAAGGUAUUAGCACCCAACGUAUCUAUAGUACUCUAUAGGCUUCUGUCAUACCCUAAUUUUUGACCCCCCUGAGAUGACAUAUCUUCAGGAUUUUUCAUCAGGUCAAGACAAGUUCCCAGAGCAGUCAUUUCUCCAUCUGGUACCUAAUCGAGGAUGCUCAAAGACAAGAAAGCUCAGGCAAAGGAUCAAUCAAUACAAGGAUUAGUCCCUAAUACAAUCAUGAGGCUCAAAGACUUCACUUUUCUCACCUAUGAUUGAUUAGACAUCCAGUCAUAUGAGUACAGGUUUACUCAGGUCACCAGACUAGGGUUUUGAGCCUAUCAAGGACUGAAAUCAGGGAUCACAUUUGGGAAACCCUAAAAAACCUCAGGGAACCAUUCAAAGACAUCAAUCAUCUUCAAAUAACUCAUAUUACAAGGUCUACUGGACAUCACACUGCAAUUCAAAGUCUACAGUCAUUAUUUUCACAUGGUCGACAAAUUAGGGUUUUGACCUAAUUCACCAAGAUAGUUGACUUCUGAUCAGGGCAUGAAUCCAAAACUCAAGACAUGAUUCAAGGAUCUCUACUACCUCCAUAUAAUCCAUUUAUAUCAUCCAUUUGUGGAGAAGAUCUUAUUUCUACACAAAGGCCCAAAAAUUCACUUUGUCAGGAAAAAGUCAACUGUGAAGGAUCAUCAUUGACUUUUAAGGUUUUUGGUCAAAAAAUGACUUUCAAAGAUCAAUAUCAUCAAUAUAUGGAUGUCAAAGUCAUUUGGCCAAAGAAAUUCAAAGAAAUUCAUCAAGGAGCGAAAAGUCGGGAAUUAGGGUUUUUGAAGGCAUGGUGAGAUCUCAAAAUUUCACCUACACAACUCAAAAAACUUCCAACAUGAAAGUUGUAGAUCUUGCAAAAUAAAACAACAUCUUACAAAGGAACUUUUUUCAAAAGAUCAACCAUUUAUGAAGUUUUGGAAAUUUUGAAGUUUAGGUCAUAAACACUUAGAAAUUUUUCUAAGUGUUUUAACCUAGUUUUCAUCCAACUUUGGGCUCAUUUUUCACAAAUUUCCUAAAUGAUUCUGAAGAAGACAUAAACUAAUGAUUUGAAGUAGAUGUUUAGGGCUUUCCAAAUUGUGUUCAACCUUCUCCAAAUUCAAUUUGAGCUAGGAGUU